AUGGUGGCGGCAGGCAGGUAGGCGGAGUCGAAGAGAUAUCAUUGUAUUAUAUUUAUAAGGUCAUGGGAUUGUCUACAAAUGUGCAUGGUGGUAGACUCAUAACAUAAACAUAAGCACACACACACACGGUUAUUAUUUAAGUGUUUCCUGGUGCGUGGGAGGAACAUGCCACUGUAGUCUGCUAGUCUAGUGAGUCAGCACAGAUAAAUACACAGUACACAGUACAGUCAGCCUGUCAGAUAAGUAGUAUCAUACGGUGGUGGUGUACGUGUGUGUGUUUAUGCGUGUUUAUGUGUGGGUGGGUGUGUGUACGUGCGUGACCAUGCACAUCUGUUUCUUUGUGCACUUCCAGUACAGCAGUGUUCCCCAAUCCUGGUCCCAAAGGGGUGCACAUUUUUGUUUUUGCCCUAGCACUCACAUACCUUAAUCAAUUCAAAAGCUUGAUGAUGAGUUGCUUAGUUGAAUCGUGUGUGAGUGCUAGGGCAGAAACAAAAAAGUACACUGCUUUGGGCAACACUGCAGUACAGAGUUAAAAGUGUAAUGAUGCAAAUAAUAUGCAAUGAUCAUUUUGCUCAUUUGCAUCAUCAUACAUUUUGCUCUAUAUUGAAAGUGCUCCAUCUUGAAAACUUGAUUGCUAACAUCCAACAUAAAAAAAAAUAUAUUAACAUUGGACUAAUGAACAAAAUACUAUAAGAAAUUAUUUUAGUAAAACAUCCCUUUCAGGCACCUACCACUCCAUUCAGGAAAGCUGUGUCUAGUAACUUUUGCUCCACCGCCUCCACAUCCUGGACACCCCUUGACUUUUUCCACAUUUUGUUACGUUACAGCCUUAUUCUGAAAUGGAUUAAGUUGUUUUUCACCCCCUCAUCAAUAUAUACACAAUACCCCAUAAUGACAAAGCAAAAACUGGUUUUUAGAAAUGUUUACAAAUGUAAUAUAAAAAAUAUAUGACAUUUACAUAAAUAUUCAGACUCUUUACUCAGUACUUUGUUGAAGCACUUUUGGCAGCGAUUACAGCCUAGAGUCUUCUUGGGUAUGAAGCUACAAGCUUGGCACACCUGUAUUUGAGGAAUUUCUUCCAUUCUUCUCUGCAGAUCCUCUCAAUCUCUGUCAUGUUGGAUGGGGAGUGUCGUUGCACAGCUAUUUUCAGGUCUCUCCAGAGAUGUUCGAUCAGGUUCAAGUCUGGGCUCUGGCUGGGCUACGCAAAGAGAUUCAGAGAAUGCCACUCCUGUGUUGUCUUGGCUGUGUGCUUAGGGUUGUUGUCCUGUUGGAAGGGGAACCUUUGCCCCAGUCUGAGGUCCUGAGUGCUCUGGAGCAGGUUUUCAUCAAGGAUCCCUCUGUACUUUGCGGCGUUCAUCUUUCCCUCGAUCCUGACUAGUCUCCCAGUCCCUGCCGCUAAAAAACAUCACCACAGCAUGAUGCUGCCACCACCAUGCUUCACCGUAGCUUGGCAUUCAGGCCAAAGAGUUCAAUCUUGGUUUCAUCAGACCAGAGAAUCUUGUUUCUCAUGGUCUGAGAGUCUUUAGGUGCCUUUUGGCAAACUCCAAGCAAGCUGUCAUGUGCCUUUCACUGAGGAGUGGCUUCCGUCUGGCCACUCUACCAUAAAGGCCUGAAUGGUGAAGUGCUGCAGAGAUGGUUGUCCUUCUGGAAGUUUCUCCCAUCUCCACAGAGGAACUCUGGAGCUCUGUCAGAGUGACCCCUUCUCCCCCGAUUGCUCAGUUUGGCCGGGUGGCCAGCUCUAGGAAGAGUUUUGGUGGUUCCAAAGUUCUUCCAUUUAAGAAUGAUGUAGGCCACUGUGUUCUUGGGGACCUUCAAUGCUGCAUAAUUUUUUUGGUACAAUUCCCCAGAUCUGUGCCUCGACACAAUUCUGUCUCGGAGCUCUACGGGCAAUUCCUUCGACCUCAUGGUUUGGUUUUUGCUCUGACAUGCACUGUCAACUGUGAGAGCCUAUAUAGACAGGGGUGUGCCUUUCUAAAUCAUAUCCAAUCAAUUUAAUUUACCACAGGUGGACUCCAAUUAAGUUGUAGAAACAUCUCAAGGAUGAUCAGUGGAAACACGAUGCACCGAAGCUCAAUUUCGAGUCUCAUAGCAAAGGGUCUGAAUACUUACGGAAAUAAGGUAUUUCUGUUUUAUUUUUAAUAGAUUUUCAAACAUUUCUAAACCUGUUUUUGCUUUGUCAUUAUGGGGUAUUGUGUGUAGAUUGAUGGUGUAAGGGAAAUGUAUUUAAUCCAUUUUAGAAUAAGUCUGUGGAAAAAGUCAAGGGGUAUGAAUAUUUUCAGAAUGCACUGUAACUAGCCAUCGCUAGCUAGAUCGCUCAACAAGGCUGACUAUAGUUUGUGCGAAGUGACGAGGCUAGCUCACUCAACAACACACGUCCUAUUGCGCAACAAUAAGCCAAGGCCUAGUUUGUAGUGACACGGCUAGCUACAGUGGGGAAAAAAAGUAUUUAGUCAGCCACCAAUUGUGCAAGUUCUCCCACUUAAAAAGAUGAGAGAGGCCUGUAAUUUUCAUCAUAGGUACACGUCAACUAUGACAGACAAAUGAGGGAAAAAAAUCCAGAAAAUCACAUUGUAGGAUUUUUAAUGAAUUUAUUUGCAAAUUAUGGUGGAAAAUAAGUAUUUGGUCAAUAACAAAAGUUUCUCAAUACUUUGUUAUAUACCCUUUGUUGGCAAUGACACAGGUCAAACGUUUUCUGUAAGUCUUCACAAGGUUUUCACACACUGUUGCUGGUAUUUUGGCCCAUUCCUCCAUGCAGAUCUCCUCUAGAGCAGUGAUGUUUUGGGGCUGUCGCUGGGCAACACGGACUUUCAACUCCCUCCAAAGAUUUUCUAUGGGGUUGAGAUGUGGAGACUGGCUAGGCCACUCCAGGACCUUGAAAUGCUUCUUACGAAGCCACUCCUUCGUUGCCCGGGCGGUGUGUUUGGGAUCAUUGUCAUGCUGAAAGACCCAGCCACGUUUCAUCUUCAAUGCCCUUGCUGAUGGAAGGAGGUUUUCACUCAAAAUCUCACGAUACAUGGCCCCAUUCAUUCUUUCCUUUACACGGAUCAGUCGUCCUAGUCCCUUUGCAGAAAAACAGCCCCAAAGCAUGAUGUUUCCACCCCCAUGCUUCACAGUAGGUAUGGUGUUCUUUGGAUGCAAUUCAGCAUUCUUUGUCCUCCAAACACGACGAGUUGAGUUUUUACCAAAAAGUUAUAUUUUGGUUUCAUCUGACCAUAUGACAUUCUCUCAAUCCUCUUCUGGAUCAUCCAAAUGCACUCUAGCAAACUUCAGACGGGCCUGGACAUGUACUGGCUUAAGCAGGGGGACACGUCUAUGCACUGCAGGAUUUGAGUCCCUGGCGGCGUAGUGUGUUACUGAUGGUAGGCUUUGUUACUUUGGUCCUAGCUCUCUGCAGGUCAUUCACUAGGUCCCCCCGUGUGGUUCUGGGAUUUUUGCUCACCGUUCUUGUGAUCAUUUUGACCCCACGGGGUGAGAUCUUGCGUGGAGCCCCAGAUCGAGGGAGAUUAUCAGUGGUCUUGUAUGUCUUCCAUUUCCUAAUAAUUGCUCCCACAGUUGAUUUCUUCAAAUCAAGCUGCUUACCUAUUGCAGAUUCAGUCUACCCAUCCUGGUGCAGGUCUACAAUUUUGUUUCUGGUGUCCUUUGACAGCUCUUUGGGUCUUGGCCAUAGUGGAGUUUGGAGGGUGACUGUUAGAGGUUGUGGACAGGUGUCUUUUAUACUGAUAACAAGUUCAAACAGGUGCCAUUAAUACAGGUAAUGAGUGGAGGACAGAGGAGCCUCUUAAAGAAGAAGUUACAGUUCUGUGAGAGCCAGAAAUCUUGCUUGUUUGUAGGUGACCAAAUACUUAUUUUCCACCAUAAUUUGCAAAUAAAUUCAUUAAAAAUCCUACAAUGUGAUUUUCUGGAGAAAAAAAAUCUCAAUUUGUCUGUCAUAGUUGACGUGUACCUAUGAUGAAAAUUACAGGCCUCUCUCAUCUUUUUAAGUGGGAGAACUUGCACAAUUGGUGGCUGACUAAAUACUUUUUUCCCCACUGUAUUUCCCUCAUUAAAAUGCAAAUCAAUUUAUAACAUUUUCGACAUACGUUUUUCUGGAUUUUUGUUGUUGUUAUUCUGUCUGUCACUGUUCAAAUAAACCUACCAUUUAAAUUAUAGACUGAUCAUGUCUUUGUCAGUGGGCAAACGUACAAAAUCAGCAGGGGAUCAAAUACUUUUUUCCCUCACUGUAAAUGGCUCCUAGCCUCCCACGCAUAGGCUUCUUUCUGUCCUUAACACUAAAACUGAAACUAAGUAAUAUAAUAUAAUACUUUAAAUAAAUUAAAAAAUGUGUAAAGUGGAUCUGAAAACUAACUUAAAAUAAACUGAAUGUCAAAUAAAAUUCUUAACUAAUAGAAAUAAAAAUGUAUGUAAAAACCCAAACUAUAAUAACAGUGGUGCAUGCAUGGUGUUUCUGUAUAAUCAGCUCUAGUAUUGUCUGGUUGCAGGUGUCUACCACUGUGUCAUGUCCACCUAGUGUGUGUGUGUGUGUGUGUGUGUGUGUGUGGUAGAUAAGGAGUGGGUGGUAUGUCAACGCGUACCCUCCCCCUACCCUAAUGGAAUUUGACCCGUUCAACUGAUUGUCUUCAGUUUCAUUCUGAGACCAGCCACUAAUAUUAUAACUGUCAUGAAUUUGUGUCUGUGUCAAUAUUCAUUCCUUUAUAAAUUCCACACAUAACCUUGUUGCAUUCACUUUCAGUUUAUAGGCAUGGGACACUUUUUAAGUGUUCUACCCACAUUUAUGGUGCUAGGAGUUAUUUUAAAAAAGGGUUUUCAUUUAAUUGAAUACACAUUUUAAUGAAUAUACGUUGGAAUUGUGGACAACACAAACGCACUCACUGAUUUUAUUUUACACAAAUUAUUUUAUCAGAAGCCCUGAAUGAGGCCAGUGCCACUAUCAAAUCAGAAGUCAAGAUACAUUUAGUGCCCAUGAUAAACACAAAUGACAGCCAGCCAGCCAAGGUGUCAUAAUAAAGGAGAUAGUUGGUGGCAGUAAUAAAAGUGCUGGUAGCCUACCUGUAUCAAUGCCAUCCUCAAUUGUAUUUUUUCUGUCCAUCAUUGUCCCUCUCCCUACUCAUUCUCUCCCUAUUUAUUUCUCGAUCUCUCGCUCGCUCUCUUCCUUUGUCUCUCACUCUGUCUCGCUCUCUUCCUUUGUCUCUCACUCUGUCUUUUUCUGCAGCCCUCCCAAGGAGGAAGAGUCUAAGGGCUCAGAGAUGCAGGAGACUACAGACAAGCGCAGGUCGAAGGGGGAGCGCUCCCACACACAACCGGUCACUGAGUUUGAGGUGAAGAGGGUGAGUCUGUUAAAAAUGAGGGUGAUAGUCUGUUCUAUUAUAAGAGGAGUGUAUUGGUGUAUGCAUGAGGAUGUUACAAUCGGAUGAGUAUGUUCUUAAUCAAUCUGUAGGGUAUGCGUGAGGAUUGAUUUGUGUGUUACAAAGAUGGAUCAUGCAUGUUCAUGCUGAAAAUACACGUAUUGUGGGUGGUAGGUACAGGCCAGGGUAGGCCUAUUAGCAAUGGAGUCUGCUUUUGAAGAUGGGAUGAAAAACGUCACACUGUAAAUAACCUUUAUCAGUGUUGCAAUUCAGAAACAUUUAGCAACAACAUGCAUCAACUGCUCAAAUUCUUUCAAUUUCUCGUUCAUUUCUACCUUCUACUCCUAUCCUCUAUUCCCUCUGUCCUUAUUUCUCUCCACCUCCUUUCUUCACUUCCUUUUCCUCAUCCCAUUCCUCUCUCUCUCUGUCAAAUUCAAAAUGCUUUAAUGGCAUGAAGGACAAGGUCAGUGUUGCCAAAGCUAAGUGAUACAUAUUAAAGAAUAGUAGCUAUUAUACUAAAGAAAACAAUACUAAAGGAGUAUUUCUCUCUAAUAAAGCCCUUUUGUGGCGAAAAACUCAUUCUGAUUGUCUGGGCCUGGCUCUCGAGUGGGUGGGCCUGCCUCCCCAGUCAUGUGAACUCCAUACUUACUUUUGUGUGUGUGUGUGUGUGUGUGUGUGUGUGUGUGUGUGUGUGUGUGUGUGUGUAUGUAUAUAUAUAUAUAUAUAUAUAUAUAUAUAUAUAUAUAUAUAUAUAUAUAUAUACACACACACAGUGGGAAAAAAAUAUUUAGUCAGCCACCAAUUGUGCAAGUUAUCCCACUUAAAAAGAUGAGAGAGGCCUGUAGUUUUCAUCAUAGGUACACGUCAACUAUGACAGACAAAAUUAGAAAAGAAAAUCACAUUGUAGGAUUUUUUAUGAAUUUAUUUGCAGAUUAUGGUGGAAAAUAAGUAUUUGGUCAAUAACAGAAGUUUCUCAAUACUUUGUUAUAUACCCUUUGUUGGCAAUGACACAGGUCAAACGUUUUCUGUAAGUCUUCACAAGGUUUUCACACACUGUUGCUGGUAUUUUGGCCCAUUCCUCCAUGAAGAUCUCCUCUAGAGCAGUGAUGUUUUGGCGCUGUCGCUGGGCAACACGGACUUUCAACUCCCUCCAAAGAUUUUCUAUGGGGUUGAGAUCUGGAGACUGGCUAGGCCACUCCAGGACCUUGAAAUGCUUCUUACGAAGCCUUACGAAACAUCAUGCUUUGGGGCUGUUUUUCUGCAAAGGGACCAGGACGACUGAUCCGUGUAAAGGAAAGAAUGAAUGGGGCCAUGUAUCGUGAGAUUUUGAGUGAAUACCUCCUUCCAUCAGCAAGGGCAUUGAAGAUGAAACGUGGCUGGGUCUUUCAGCAUGACAAUGAUCCCAAACACACCGCCCGGGCAACGAAGGAGUGGCUUCGUAAGAAGCAUUUGAAGGUCCUGGAGUGGCCUAGCCAGUCUCCAGAUCUCAACCCCAUAGAAAAUCUUUGGAGGGAGUUGAAAGUCCGUGUUGCCCAGCGACAGCCCCAAAACAUCACUGCUCUAGAGGAGAUCUGCAUGGAGGAAUGGGCCAAAAUACCAGCAACAGUGUGUGAAAACCUUGUGAAGACUUACAGAAAAUGUUUGACCUGUGUCAUUGCCAACAAAGGGUAUAUAACAAAGUAUUGAGAAACUUUUGUUAUUGACCAAAUACUUAUUUUCCACCAUAAUUUGCAAAUAAAUUCAUUAAAAAUCCUACAAUGUGAUUUUCUGGAUUUUUUUUCUCUUUUUGUCUGUCAUAGUUGACGUGUACCUAUGAUGAAAAUUACAGGCCUCUCUCAUCUUUUUAAGUGGGAGAACUUGCACAAUUGGUGGCUGACUAAAUACCGUAAUUUUCGGACUAUAAACCUCGCCUUUUUCCCAAUUUUUCGACCCUGCGGCUUAUAUAACGGUGCAGCUAAUCUAUGGAUUUUUACAGCUAACGGCCACUAGAAGACCUCCUAAAUCUAUGGAUUUUACAGGUUACAGACCACCAACUUUAACUCUAUGGGCUCUUUGACCGGUCCGCGCCCCCCACCUUUAAGCGGCGGGCUCCAGCAGGAAAAGCUGGAGGCCGGAAAAGAGUGAGACAGGUAGCGCGCAAAAGUAAAAGUGGAACAGAGAGUGGUACGAGAGACAGAACGAGAGACAGAACGAGAGCAAGACAGACAGACAUUACGAGAGCGAGACAGUUUGUGCAAAGGAAGUUUUCAUGCACAAACCCUCAUUAUGGAAAACAAACGUAGAAAUGCAUAUGAUGCAGCUUUUAAGUUAAAGGCAGUCAAUCUGGCUGUAAAAGGAGGAAAUAGAGCUGCUGCACGUAGCCUUGGCAUCAAUGGGUCAAUGGUGAGAUGUUGGAGACGCCAGCGGGAAGAACUGUCUCAAUGCAAAAAGUCAAAAAAAGCUUUCAGAGGUAAUAAAAGCAGAUGGCCCGAACUUGAAGACUUUCUUGAAGAUUGGGUGAACACACAGAGAGCAGACGGCCGAGGUGUUUCCACCGUGCAGAUCCGACUGAAAGCUGAAACAGUCGCCACCGAAAUGAAAAUUGAAAAUUUUCGAAAGGGACUGUCCAUCAGGGCGCGGACGACUGUGUGUCAGCAACUCCCUCCCGACUACCAGGAAAAAAUAACAAACUUCGGCGAAUUCACACAAAGAAAGAUAGAGGAAUAUUCCAUCGGACCGGACCAGAUCAUAAAUAUGGAUGAAGUGCUUUUGACGUUUGACCUGCCUCUCACUAGGACUGUUAACAAGAAAGGUGAAUCGUCCAUCACGUUGAGAACCACUGGCCACGAGAGAACGAAUUUCACUUGUGUUCUUGGCUGCACAGCAUCUGGAUUAAAGCUUCCGCCAAUGGUGAUUUUUAAGCGGAUUACAAUGCCAAAAGAAAAGAUCCUGAAUGGCAUCUCCUUUAAAGUCAACAAGAAAGGGUGGAUGAUGGAAAGCGUAAUGAAUGAGUGGCUGAAUGAGUGCUAUGUCAAGCGCCCUGGAGGAUUCUUUCGCCAAAAAAAACUUUGCUCGUUUUGGACAGCAUGAGGGCCCAUAUAACGGAUUAUGUGAAAGCAGCCAUCAAGAGCACAAACUCGAUUCCAGCUGUGAUUCCUGGGGGCACAACGAAGCAUCUGCAGCCACUCGACAUCAGUGUCAAUCGUGCGUUCAAAGUGGCACUACGCGUUCAGUGGGAGGCGUGGAUGACUAGCGGCGAUAAAUCAUUCACCAAAACUGGUCGCAUGCGAAAAGCAACUUUCGCUCAAGUUUGCGAGUGGAUCCUGAUAGCGUGGAGGAGUGUCAAAACAUCCACGAUCAUUAACGGGUUCCGAAAGGCUGGACUGCUGCGUGAUGAAGAGGAGGACGCCGCCACAGCUGAGGCCCUUCAGAGGCUGUUCGAUUCCGACAGUGACGAAGAGGAGUUUGUUGGUUUUGAGAGCGACAACGAAGGAGAGAGGAGAGUGGCUGACGAAGCCACCCUGAGCCUGUUCGUUUCCGACACUGAAGAUGAGGACUUUGGUGGUUUUAGUACGCAGGAAGAAGACGGAGAUGAGGAUUAAUGACUUGACUUUUCUGGUUACAGCCGUGUACUGCACCUUAGCCUAAAAGAUGAAGACGAGGAUUAAUGACUUUUCUGGUAGGCUGAUUACCGUAUAUUUUAAGCAGCCGUGUUGCUGCAACUUUAGGCUUACGCGCUUACUGUCGUGUUACAGGCACUUUAUUUUGCACUUUAAAAAAACACAUUUAAUUUAGCCAUUGAUAUUGCCUCGUCAAGCGCUGUAAGCUUUGUUUUUUGGUAUGGUACUACUGUAGGCUAUAAUGUAGAUAAAUAUUCAAAGAUGUGCACACUUUUUCAAGGUUUUUCAAAAAUAACCAAAGUUAAGUGGUUAAAUGAUUGUGACGCUAUUAACUAAUUUUGCUGGGGAACCCCUAGCACUCCCUCAAGGACCACUGGUUGAAAACCACUGCUGUAGAUCACUGCCGGUAUGUGCGCUGGGAGCGCACCGUUUAAGUUUGAAAGUUGAAAAGUUUGUGUGUCUGAAACGCUAUGUGAUACAGUACAGUUUACACAGCACAGUAUAUGUUCUGUAGCUACUAUUGCACUAAAUGGUAACACUUGAAUACGUUAUGCAAAUAUGCAACUUGUUUGUUGAAAUGUUAAUAAAUGGGAGCUUCCUCAAGCAGCCAUAUCUUUCCCGACAAUCCCCUCUGUGCACGAACCCUUACAUAUGGUAAUUAAACAUUAAAACACCUGCGGCUUAUAGUCCAGUGCGGCUUAUAUAGGUACACAUUUUCAAUUUAGCUGCUGCGGCUUAUACUCCGGUGCGCCUUAUAGUGCGGUAAAUACAGUACUUUUUUCCCCCACUGUAUUUGGUACAGAAACCUUUGUUUGCAAUUACAGAGAUCAUACGUUUCCUGUAGGUCUUGACCAGGUUUGCACACACUGCAACAGGGAUUUUGCCCCACUCCUCCAUACAGACCUUCUCCAUAUCCUUCAGGUUUCGGGGCUGUCGCUGGGCAAUACAGACUUUCAGCUCCCUCCAAAGAUUUUCUAUUGGGUUCAGGUCUGGAGACUGGCUAGGCCACUCCAAGACCUUGAAAUGCUUCUUACGGAGCCACUCCUUAGUUGCCCUGGCUGUGUGUUUCGGGUCGUUGUCAUGCUGGAAGACCCAGCCACGACCCAUCUUCAAUGCUCUUACUGAGGGAAGGAGGUUGUUGGCCAAGAUCUCGCGAUACAUGGCCCCAUCCAUCCUCCCCUCAAUACGGUGCAGUCAUCCUGUCCCCUUUGCAGAAGAGCAUCCCCAAAGAAUGAUGUUUCCACCUCCAUGCUUCACGGUUGGGAUGGUGUUAUUGGGGUUGUACUCAUCCUUCUUCUUCCUCCAAACACGGCGAGUGGAGUUUAGACCAAAAAGCUCUAUUUUUGUCUCAUCAGACCACAUGACCUUCUCCCAUUCCUCCUCUGGAUCAUCCAGAUGGUCAUUGGCAAACUUCAGAUGGGCCUGGACAUGCGCUAGCUUGAGCAGGGGGACCUUGCGUGCGCUGCAGGAUUUUAAUCCAUGACGGCGUAGUGUGUUACUAAUGGUUUUCUUUGAGACUGUGGUCCCAGCUCUCUUCAGGUCAUUGACCAGGUCCUGCCGUGUUGUUCUUGGCUGAUCCCUCACCUUCCUCAUGAUCAUUGAUGCCCCACGAGGUGAGAUCUUGCAUGGAGCCCCAGACCGAGGGUGAUUGACCGUCAUCUUGAACUUCUUCCAUUUUCUAAUAAUUGCGCCAACAGUUGUUGCCUUCUCACCAAGCUGUCCUGUAGCCUAUCCCAGCCUUGUGCAGGUCUACAAUUUUAUCCCUGAUGUCCUUACAAAGCUCUCUGGUCUUGGCCAUUGUGGAGAGGUUGGAGUCUGUUUGAUUGAGUGUGUGAACAGGUGUCUUUUAUACAGGUAACGAGUUCAAACAGGUGCAGUUAAUACAGGUAAUGAGUGGAGAACAGGAGGGCUUUUUAAAGAAAAACUAACAGGUCUGUGAGAGCCGGAAUUCUUACUGGUUGGUAGGUGAUCAAAUAAUUAUGUCAUGCAAUAAAAUGCAAAUUAAUUACUUAAAAAUCAUACAAUGUGAUUUUCUGGAUUUUUGUUUUAGAUUCCGUCUCUCACAGUUGAAGUGUACCUAUGAUAAAAAUUACAGACCUCUACAUGCUUUGUAAGUAGGAAAACCUGCAAAAUCGGCAGUGUAUCAUAUACUUGUUCUCCCCACUGUAUAUAUAUAUAUAUAUAUAUAUAAAUAAAGGGAACACUUAAACAACACAAUGUAACUCCAAGUCAAUCACACUUCUGUGAAAUCAAACUGUCCACUUAGGAAGCAACACUGAUUGACAAUAAAUUUCACAUGCUGUUGUGCAAAUGGUAAAGACAACAGGUGGAAAUUAUAGGCAGUUAGCAAGACACCCCCAAUAAAGGACUGGUUUUGCAGGUGGUGACCACAGACCACUUCUCAGUUCCUAUGCUUCCUGGCUGAUGUUUUGGUAACUUUUGAAUGCUGGCGGUGCUUUCACUCUAGUGGUAACAUGAGACGGACUCUACAACCCACACAAGUGGCUCAGGUAGUGCAGCUCAUCCAGGAUGGCACAUCAAUGCGAGCUGUGGCAAGAAGGUUUGCUGUGUCUGUCAGCGUAGUGUCCAGAGCAUGGAGGCGCUACCAGGAGACAGGCCAGUACAUCAUGAGACAUGGAGGAGGCCGUAGGAGGGCAAUAACCCAGCAGCAGGACUGCUACCUCCGCCUUUGUGCAAGGAGGAGCAGGAGGAGCACUGCCAGAGCCCUGCAAAAUGACCUCAAGCAGGCCACAAAUGUGCAUGUGUCUGCUCAAACGGUCAGAAACAGACUCCAUGAGGGUGGUAUGAGGGCCCGACGUCCACAGGUGGGGGUUGUGCUUACAGCCCAACACCGUGCAGGACGUUUGUCAAAAUUCCCUGUCUUAGGUCAGUUAGGAUCACCACUUUAUUUUAAGAAUGUGAAAUGUCAGACUAAUAGUAGAGAGAAUGAUUUAUUUCAGCUUUUAUUUCUUUCAUCACAUUCCCAGUGGGUCAGAAGUUUACAUACACUCAAUUAGUAUUUGAUAGCAUUGCCUUUAAAUUGUUUAACUUGGGUCAAACGUUUCGGGUAGUCUUCCACAAGCUUCCCACAAUAAGUUGGGUGAAUUUUGGCCCAUUCCUCCUUGAUUGUAGGCCUCCUUGCUCGCACACACUUUUACAGUUCUGCCCACUAAUGUUCUAUAGGAUUGAGGUCAGGGCUUGUGAUGGCCACUCCAAUACCUUGACUUUGUUGGCCUUAAGCCAUUUUGCCACAACUUUGGAAGUAUGCUUGGGGUCAUUGUCCAUUUGGAAGACCCAUUUGCGACCAAGCCUUAACUUCCUGACUGAUGUCUUGAGAUGUUGCUUCAAUAUAUCCACAUAAUUUUCCUUCCUCAUGAUGCCAUCUAUUUUUUGAAGUGCACCAGUCCCUCCCCCCAAUUUCAUGACUACCCCAUGAAGCUGGUUGAGAGAAUGCCAAGAGUGUCAUCAAGGCAAAGGGUGGCUACUUUGAAGAAUCUAAAAUCUAAAAUAUAUUUUGAUUUGUUUAACACUUUUUUUUGGGGUUACUACAUGAUUCCAUAUGUGUUAUUUCAUAGUUUUGAUGUCUUCGCUAUUAUUCUACAAUGUAGAAAAUAGUAAAAAUAAAGAAAAACCCUUGAAUGAGUAGGUGUGUCCAAACUUUUGACUGGUACUGUAAAUUGGCUUAAAAAUCUAAGGCAACAACCAACUUGACAGAGCUUGAGGAAAUUUAAAAAGAAUAAUGGGCAAAUAUUUUUUCAGUCCAGGUGUGCAAAGCUCUAAGAGACUUACCCAGAAAGACUGACAGCUGUAAGCGCUGCCAAACUAACAUGGAUUGACUCAGGGGCUUGAAUAAUUAUCGAAUCAAAAAUAUAUUAGUAUUUUAUUUUCAAUAAAAUAAAAUACAAGUUCAAAUUUUUCUUCCACUUUGACAGAGUAUUUUGUGUUGAUCCUUGACAAUGUAUAUUUAAACAAAUAAAUAAUAAUCUCCCCCCAAUUUCUAUCUUGUUUCAUUGCUGCAACUCCCCAACGCACGCGGGAGGCGAAGGUCGGGUCAUGCGUCCUCCGAAACAUGACCCGUCAAACCGCACUUCUCAAUACCCGCCCGCUUAACCCGGAAGCCAGCUGCACCAAUGUGUCGGAGGAAACACUGUUCAACUGAAAACCGAGGUCAGCCUGCAGGCGCCCGGCCCUCCACAAGGAGUCGCUAGAGCGGGAUGAGCCAAGUAAACCCUCCCCUAACCCGGACGACGCUGGGCCAAUUGUGCACCGCCCUAUGGGACUCCUGAUCACGGCCGGUUGUGAUACAGCCCGGGAUCAAACCCGGGUCUGUAGUGACGCCUCUAGCACUGCGAUGCAGUGCCUUAGACCGCUGCGCCACUCGGGAGGCCCUUGACAAUUGUUUUUACAAUAAAAUCAUGUAAAAAAUCUGUUUCUCAUUUAUUUAGCUUACCAUUGCUCACUCUAGAUGUUAUAAAUCCAGUUAAGUUUUCUUAAUCAUAAUUCGAUAAUUCCCUUUUCCCUUCUUCCUCCCCCCAUCCAGCUCUUGUCUUUCAGUUCCCCACAACCCCUCUCCGACCAAACACCAUACCCCACAAGCAAGGAUGAAGAAGACAAUUCCCCUACACCCUCCCAGCCUGUCUUGCUGCAGCGCCAAGACUCGGGCGCCCGCAGCAGCAUUAAGGGUAUCCUCAAAAAGAGUCGUUCCACUAGUGUCGAGUCAGACUACAGCGAGGGAGGGGCCCCUGAAAGCACCCCCACCACCGGGGUGGUCCGACAAACCAGCGUCACCCUGAGCCACCCCGAGAGCGACGAGGAAGAGGAGGAGGAGAAAGAGGAGGUGGAAGAAGAGGAGGAUGAGGUGUGUUUUCUUACCUCUUAUUAUGUAAAACAGUUUGAGUAUCUGAAUUUAUAUACAUCUCUAUAUAAUUUCCAUUGAACAUGCGUUUUAGUCUAGGACUGGGCUCAAUCUGUGCCUGGGAAAUUGGCCCUAUGUAAUAUAGUCUCCACACUAGUUUCCCACUAUGAGCAUCUGGAAUUGAUAAAUCGCCCUUAGUCAGUUAAAAUUGCAAGAUCAAAUUGUUCCGAUGAUAAUACCCACCAGAGGGCGAAAUCGUCUUGGAAAAGUUGGUUGCAAUCAGGACUAAAAGAUAACCCCGACAUUCACUUUAUGGCGCGGUAAACCGGUGACUGAUGAUGGUUGCAAUUAAGAUCAGCUGUGCGGGUGAUUUUAGCUUGUGUUGAUGGUUUAACGAGAGAUCAGCCCAAUCAAUAAUGAUUGUUAUUAUUACAGGAAGAUGAGACGAUAGUGGACGAUAGCCCUGACGGAGGGUGUUUCAGUACCCCCCGGAUGCAGAGGGGCAAUGGGCGUGGUGGUAGCAGUAGUUCAGGGGAGGACCUCCAGAGCCGGACCCCCUCUCCAGACGAGAGCCUGGGGGAGGAAGAGAUGGAGAAGAUGUCGUCGGUGGACACGGAAGAUGGAGAAGAUCAGGAUGUGGAUAGCAGUCUGGACAGCAGUGUGGGGUCAUCCCUGAAAGAGAGGUACAGUAGGGGAAGUUUAAAUGCAUGCACGCACACACGCAGACACUCACAUACGUGUUCAUUUUGUAGACAUCGCCUACCUAUCAUAAAACAAAUGACUGAUACAGGUCUGCGCACUUCAUACGUAGACAUUUAGAGCACACCUACCUACAGUGUCUUUUGUAUAAACAUACUGUAAAAUGCAUAUUCUAUGAUAUUGUAUAAAUACAAUAUGUAUACUUACAAUUCAGAUGGAGUCUUUCACACUUUGUGUGUUACUCUGUUUGAAAUAUAGCCUAUAAAUUACAUGUGACUGUCUUGGCUAGUAAGGCCUACAUUUACUGACCUCCUCUCCUUCUCCCAGGUUGGCUGAGUUGAACAGUGGCGAGGAGGAGUGGAAGGCCAAGCUGAAGAAGCCCAAGGAUCUGGUGCAGAAGUCCCUGGCUGACCGUUUCAACCAGCUCCAGGACUCUGGAGAUGCCUGGAAGAAGAAGGUAAGCUUGGGCCUCUGUGACUGGAGCUGUUUGUUGGGCUAGGAUUGAGGCUCGAUUUGGGGAUUGACGGAGGGAUGGAGAAACUCUGGGUCGGACAAGGUUAAUGACUGGAGGCCUCUGAAGCCUGGGCCUCUGGUAGUGAUCGCGACCCAGGAAAUGUGACCUGUCUGUAAAGACUGAGGCUCGGUCUGGGUUUUGUGGUGGAAAUGUGCUGAAAGCUUGUUUUCCUGUGUGUGGUGCAAAGAAGAGUAGGGUGGGGAAGACGAGGAAGACGGGGGGAGUGUAGUAGGGUGGGGAGGAGGAUGAGGAAAGGGUAAGUGUGGCUGAGGUGGGGAGGGGGAGUGUGGUGGGAUGGGUGGGGAGGAGAUGUGAUGUGGGGAGGGAGAUUUGGGAGUGGCGGGCGUUGAUCCCAAAUCCAGGGCUUAGCCAUGCAGCCUCCCAGAGAGAGAGACACUCGUAAAAAUAAAAUACCACGCAGCACAGGGUGUUUCCUGUGGCUCUCCUCUCCUCCCACGAGCUGGUCUCUACUUCCUGUUCUCUCUCCCUUUAUUUGUCUUUCUCACUUUCUCUCCUACACAUACAUAUACACCCUCUCCCUGUCUCUCACUCAUAGAAAUAAGAAAUGAAAGUUCUCUCUGUACUUUUCUGUGCUACACACACACUCUCUCUAUCUCUCACACACAUAGAGACAAGUAUAAUUUCCUGCUCAUACUAAAAUAUGUUCAGUCUCUCCAUCCGCUCUCAUUCAUACACUCUUUUUCCAUCUCUCUCUCUUUCACUCACACCAAACUCCCUUACCUAAUCAAUCUCUCUGUCUCUACCUCCCUCUACAUCUCAUGUGCACUCUCUCCAUUUUGUUUUCCAACUCUAAAUGCAUCAUCAUUUUACUCAUUAAAUGACUUUGUAUAUGGCACAUAUUUGUGGAACUCUUCACAAAUCCCCAGAACAUUCAGUAGGACACUAGAAAUUAUGUCAUCUUUAUUCAUAUGGAUGGACCAUCUUUCUAGGCUUCAACAUGACACACAAGCCUCGAUGGGUUUACUGGUUGUGGUGAAGCUUCCAUCCAAGAGUAGCCGCCAACUUCCCUAUAAAUCCACUCUUAGCCUGAAAAGCGCAUCUCAAGUGUUCACCGAGAGCGAAAGCAUUCUCAACAUAAAACCCCGAAACAUUCAAUUGGGCUCCAGAAAUGAUGUAAUCUUCCUUUAUACAGACGGUCCCUUAACUAUUUUUAUAUCAACUUUAUUUAACCAUGCAGUUCCAUUAAGGUCAGAAUACCUAUUUCCCAAGGGAGACCGGACUGUUAAUCCAAUUUAUGUCUAUAAUUUGUGGAUAAAUCCACAGUUAACCUGAAAAGUGCAUUUGAGGCAUUCACAGACAGCCCAGCAACGUCCCAGGAAAAAAUUGGCUGCAAAGCUUCCAAUAUGCCUGUGGAUUCCUUCCUUUAAUCCAUCUGAGGUCAUUACUGGUGAAUUGGACUGGAACCCAUCAUGAUGCAGCUGUCAGCACUGCAGAGAGAGAGAGAGGGAGCACACGUUUAUAAGGAGGCUAGCUCCCACCAGAGCCAAGGUUUGGAAUGUGUAUGGCGACCAUAUUGACACCACAAUUAAGAGGUAAGCAUGCCAAUUAGAAUUUGGUGCCAACAUGGAGGAUAGUUUGACAAAUUGUGUGUUAAUGGCUCUGGCUCUGGCUCUGGUUUGGUGGUGCUCCUGAUAUUGGAAUGUGGAGGUCUGGAGGGUGCCAGUGUUUCCCCUAAUAUAGUCGUCCCCCCGUCCCCCCCGCCACCUGAAAGAGUUUGGCUUCCAUUGGUAUCAAUUGAUCAUUUUGAUAACAAAUUUGACCCCGAAUGAAACAGCAUGAAAACUGUCAAGAGAGCUAGGAGGGGGGAAAUUAAGUGUAUUCAAUCAAUAAUCAAUUCAGUCAUUAUUCCAGAUACUGUCAUUUUUUACUCUAGGUAGCACCUUUGGUUUUCCAGGCACACGUUUAGGAAAAACAGGAACUCUCCUCUGAGUCACUGUGUAACCGAGCUGGAACAGAUGUUGCUCUUUCGUCGUCGUCGUCAGGAGAACGGGGCAUGGCACAUACACCGCCGCCACCUUCUCUCAGAAGCUACAGAUGUUUCCUGUUAGGGCAGCAUUUUCCACUCUGGUGUCAUUUUUUUAUUUGAAAUGCUAUUGGCUGUCACUUAUUAGUGUACUCUACAUGCAAAGUUCUAAUGUCAUUCAGUGGAGUAAGCUUUCGUAGCUAAAAUGCUAGUUCUCAUAUUGAAUCCCAAUGUGACUUGUUGCUGGGUUAAUACUUGACCAGAGCUUUGCAGAAUUCAGUGUUCCGAAUACUUUUGUGUAGAUAAGAUGGGUACUCCAGCCUUGCUAUGUUCCCCUCUACCUAAAAAUAAUUUGACCUAAAUUGGUGACAUUGAAAUGUUAUGUUAAAGAGGUCCUGGAUGUUGAUUUUAUGGGUGCUUUGCGGUGCCCUGCCUGGAAAAUAAUCUAGCUAGGGGAAACACUGGCUAAUCCUUUUAUAUUUUUUUACAUCAACAAAGACAACAAAGCUUAUGAAAUUCAUUCUCACCUCUCCCAACGUGUAGUAAACCUGUGCAAGUCACGCUCCAACUUUCCCCUCUUGACUCGCCAGUAACUGGAGGUCUGCCUGACAUCUGUCGACUAGGCUAUAGACGGAUUGGUUGUUUAGCAACAAAACUGAUGUGUGCACAACUAUGGGCAAAACAGAUGUGGUUGGCUUAGAUUGUUGAUAACAUGUCAACUAUAUUUCGUCUCCAAUGUUUAUUGAAAACAUACAUUUGCACACUGAGCACUCUCUCUCAAAAACAUUGUUACAGUUGUUGGUUAGCUUGCUAGCAAAUUGUAGCCAUAUUAGCAUAGACAUGGUAUCAAGAACAAGAUCAAAUGAGCUGAAACAAGCCACUUUCGAUUCACCACAUGGCAGGUUCUUGUCAUUGUUGGUAGCUGGCCAUCCAGAAUCAUAAUAACACACAGCUUCUACCCCUUUGAAGUGCGUGCAUCGUUUUCGUGACGUUGUCUGUCAGCUAACCCAUCUAUAACAGCCCUAGAGUGAAAAACAUAAAUGUAAUGACAUUUAGUACUCACAGGUUGCCUCCAGUGCCAUAACAAUGAGCUCACCGCAACGAUGUAACCCCCCGCCCCCGCCCACUCCCACCUGCCUGGGCUUGGGAUUGGUUGAUUUGGAGGAACAGUCUUGUCUGUGGAGAUCAAAAACUUGCAGGUUGAAAGACGAGGGCCAUAUGCUAGGUCUGCAAGGGUCGAGUCUGUCUUACAAGUCAUCUGUUGUGUGUAGAUUCUGUUAUAUUCGUUGGGAGAACCUGGGUAACCAUUUACUUAAAGCCUGCAGGUAUUAUGCAGUUAUAAUGCAUUGUAGUACUGUCACGCCAUACACAACCCUCUUACUCAUACUGAUCCUGACUAAAUACCACACAUUUUGAGUCUUGAAAUGCUGAUACAUAGGGACUUAAAAUAUUAUAAGUGUUAUUAUGAGAUUUUAUAAAGACAUGCAUACAUACUUAUAACAAGUUAUAAAGCAUUAUACCUGCAGGCUUACUAAAGUGUUACCAAAGCCUGCAGGCCUCAAUCCCAAAUGGGAAAGAUGGGCACCAUCUAAUUUUACAUUUUAGUCAUUUAGCAGACGCUCUUAUCCAGAGCGACUUACAUUUAGUGAGUGCAUACAUUUUCAUACUGGCCCCCCGUGGGAAUCAAACCCACAAUCCUGGCGUUGCAAGCGCCAUGCUCUACCAACUGAGCUACACAGGGCCUCAUCUAAUCAAGUAUCCCCCUCUUCUCACUGAAUAGGUCCACCUUUUCACCUCCCUCUCUACUUUCCCCUCUCUCUUCCCACAUUCCCUCAUAGGUUGGGAAUGACUCCUGUUGCUUCUCUGCAUGGUCUCAAAUCCCAAUUUCCUCCCAGUCCAGCUGUGGUCUUGCCGGAUAUUAAGGAUGACCCCCCCCCCUCUCCUCUCCUCUCCCCCCUCUCCCCUCUUCCUCCCCUGCUUCCACCUCAUGACCUUUUCCUCAUCUCUGCAUGAGACCCUGCCUUUUCUGUCAACCCUACACACUACUCAGGUGAGUUAGUAGGCGCGUCUGUGUGUGUGUCUAAUGUCUCUCUGUGUGUGUGUACACGCCUAGUGGGUGUGUGUGUGCGCGCUUGUAUGUACAUCUCAAUGCCUGUGUGUGUGUUUGUAUGGGCACCUCCAAUGUGUGUGCGCGUCUAAUGUCUCUGUGUGUGUGCGCCUAGUGUGUGUGUGUGUGCGACCGAGCGCUUGUAUGUACGUCUGUGUCUGGGUUUGUAUGUGCACCUCGUGUGUGUGUGUGUGUGUGUGUGUGUGUGUGUGUGUGUGUGUGUGUGUGUGUAGCGGUGUAUAGUAAGUAGGGCGAUAUGCCCAAAAUAGCAUAUCAAAAUAUUUUUUUUACUUUUGACUGUAUGAUGGUAUUUGAAGGUAUGUUGACAAUACGUUUUCAAAUUAUACAAUUUCUAGGGUGGCAACACAUACACUACCGUUCAAAAGUUUGGGGUCACUUAGAAAUGUCCUUGUUUUCGAAAGAAAAGCUAUUUUCUUGUCCAUUAAAAUAACAUCAAAUUGAUCAGAAAUAAUGUGUAGACAUUGUUAAUAUUGGAAAUACUAUUGUAGCUGGAAACGGCUGAUUUCUUUAUGGAAUAUCUACAUAGCCGUACAGGGGCCCAUUAUCAGCAACCAUCAGUCCUGUGUUCCAAUGGCACGUUGUGUUUGCUAAUCCAAGUUUAUCAUUUUAAAAGGCUAAUUGAUCAUUACAAAACCAUUUUGCAAUUAUGUUAGCACAGCUGAAAACAGUUUUUCUGAUUAAAGAAGCAGUAAACCUGGCCUUCUUGAGACUAGUUGAGUAUCUGGACCAUCAGCAAUUGUGGGUUCGAUUACUGACUCAAAAUGGCCAGAAACAAAGAAUUUUCUUCUGAAACUCGUCAGUCUAUUCUUGUUCUGAGAAAUGAAGGCUAUUCUAUGCGAGAAAUUGCCAAUAAACUGUGUACUACUCCCUUCACAGAACAGCGCAAACUGGCUCUAACCAGAAUAGAAAGAGGAGUGGGAGGCCCCGGUGCACAACUGAGCAAGAGGAUAAAUACAUUAGUGUCUAGCUUCAUUAAAUAGUACCUGCAAAACACCAGUCUCAACGUCAACAGUGAAGAGGCGACUCCGGGAUGCUGACCUUCUAGGCAGAGUUGCAAAGAAAAAGCCAUAUCUCAGACUGGCCAAUAAAAAGAAAAUAUUAAGAUGGGCAAAAGAACACAGACACUGGACAGAGGAAGAUUGGAAAAAAGUGUUAUGGACAGACUAAUUGAAGUUUGAGGUGUUCGGAUCACAAAGAAGAACAUUUGUGAGACGCAAACUAAAUGUAAAGAUGCUGGAGGAGUGCUUGAUACCAUCUGUCAAGCAUGGUGGAGGCAAUGUGAUGGUCUGGGGGUGCUUUGGUGGUGUUAAAGUGGGAGAUUUGUAUAGGGUAAAAGGGAUCUUGAAGAAGGAAGGCUAUCACUCCAUUUUGCAACGCCAUGCCAUACCCUGUGGACGGCGCUUGAUUGGAGCCAAUUUCCUCCUACAACAGGACAAUGACCCAAAGCACAGCUCCAAACUAUGCAAUAACUAUUUAGGGAAGAAGCAGUCAGCUGGUAUUCUGUCUAUAAUAGAGUGGCCAGCACAGUCACCGGAUCUCAACCCUAUUGAGCUGUUGUGGGAGCAGCUUGACCGUAUGGUACGUAAGAAGUGCCCAUCAAGCCAAUCCAACUUGUGGGAGGUGCUUCAGGAAGCAUGGGGUGAAAUCGUCGUCCAGGGUAGGGGAGGGAAUGGCCGGCAGGGAUGUAGCUCAGUUGGUAGAGCAUGGCGUUUGCAACGCCAGGGUUGUGGGUUCGAUUCCCAUGGGGGGCCAGUAUGAAAAAUAUAAUGUAUGCACUCACUAACUGUAAGUCGCUCUGGAUAAGAGUGUCUGCUAAAUUACUAAAAUGUAAAAUGUUUCCUGUGGGUCUCAGUCGCUGGGGUCCUGUAUGGGCAAGGUAUUUGCCCUUACUGAUCGACUCCAGAGUUGUGCUGUGGGGCUGGGUUAAGGGGUACUGAUGGGUGUGUAGUGUGUAUUUUUGCAACCCAAAGCUGGGUUGUGUGGUACUGCAGAGUGUAGUGUGUGUAUUUGGGUGUGUUUAACCAACAACGUGCUAUGUACGUACCCCUAUUUGUGCCCCUAUGCAGUGAGUAUUUUGUAAGCCAAAGCAUGGGCAUGGCUUUGUGUGCAGUCAGUGUGUUUAUUUUGUAUUUGUGUGUAUGUAGCCCUUUCCUGCAGUCAAAUGACCUCAUGGCCUCAUGGGUGGAAUGGUAUUAAUAUGUUUAAUAAUUUCAUAAUUAAUAAACAUUAUUAUUUUUUUAAACGCCGUAAAUCCAGUGUUAAAAUGUCAAACGGUGUUGUUAUAUUUCAGUCUUCUGUGAUGUAUAUAAAGUGUAAUAUUGGGAUGCAAACUCAAUGUUAUACAUUUCAACUCUACAUCUGACAUGGUACAGGUGUCUUCUUUUUUUUAUGCCCAUAACCUUGUGUGUGAGGUAUAUACUUUUAUUUCAAAGUACACUAUAUAUACAAAAGUAUGUGGACACCCCUUCAAAUGAGUGGAUUAGGCUAUUUCAGCCACAACCGUUGCUGACAGGUGUAUAGAAUCAAGCACACAGCCAUGCAAUCUCCAUAGACAAACAUUGGCAGUAGAAUGGCCUUACUGAAGAGCUCAGUGACUUUCAACGUGGCACCGUCAUAGGAUGCCAUCUUUCCAACAAGUCAGUUCGUUAAAUGUAUGCCCUGCUAGAGCUGCCCCGGUCAACUGUAAGUGCUGUUAUUGUGAAGUGGAAACUUCUAGGAAAAAUCAACGGCUCAGCCGCGAAGUGGUAGGCCACACAAGCUCAAAGAACGGGACCGCCGAGUGCUGAAGCGGGUAGCGCGUAACAAUCGUCUGUCCUCGGUUGCAACACUCACUACAGAGUUACAAACUGCCUCUGUAAACAACAUCAGCACAAUAACUGUUCGUUGGGAUCUUCAUGAAAUGAGUUUCCAUUGUCGAGCAGCCGCGCACAUGCCUAAGAUCUCCAUGUGCAAUGCCAAGCGUCGGCUGGAGUGGUGUAAAGCUCACCGCCAUUGGACUCUGGAGCAGUGGAAACGCGUUCUCUGGAGUGAUGAAUCACGCUUCACCGUCUGGCAGUCCGACAGACGAAUUUGUGUUUGGCGGAUGCCAGGAGAACGCUACCUGCCCGAAUGCAUAGUGCCAACUGUAAAGUUUGGUAGAGGAGGAAUAAUGGUCUGGGGCUGUUUUUCAUGGUUCGGGCUAGGCCCCUUAGUUCCAGUGAAGGGAAAUCUUAAUGAUACAGCAUACAAUGACAUUCUAGACGAUUCUGUGCUUCCAACUUUGUGGCAACAGUUUGGGGAAGGCCCUUUCCUGUUUCAGCAUUACAAUGCCCCGUGCACAAAGUGAGGUCCAAACAGAAAUGGUUUGUGGAAGAACUUGACUGGCCUGCACAGAGCCCUGACCUCAACCCCAUCGAAAACCUUUGGGAUGAAUUGGAACGCCGACUGUGAGCCAGGCCUAAUCGCCCAACAUCAGUGCCCGACCUCACUAAUCCUCUUAUGGCUGAAUGGAAGCAAGUCCUCGCAGCAAUGUUCCAACAUCUAGUGGAAAGCCUUCCCAGAAGAGUGGAGGCUGUUAUAGAAGCAAAGGGGGAACCAACUCCAUAUUAAUGCCCAUGAUUUUUGACGAGCAGGUGUCCACAUAAUUUUGAUCAUGUAGUAGAUUUUGUUUAAGACUACACUCUGUGUGACCCUGAUUUUGCCCACUGCAGUAAAUUAACCAACAAUAUGGUACUGUGUAGCCCUUUACAGUUACAGUAUUUCAAAGCAAAUUGUGUGUAUGAGUGUGUAUAGAGCUUCAUGCCAUGCGUUUGCAUACCUCUGCAUGUAAAAUAUGGGUGAUUCCAUGGGAAAGUCAACAUAAGCAUGUACCAAUAAAGUUAAUAAAUUUCCAAAUGAAACCACGUUCAUAAUUAUCCUCAAUAUGUUGGAGUUCAGGCUUUAUUUGAUCAGUUAAAGUAGGAAAUUGCAUGGAUUUUGAACAUUACAGAGUAGUAGACCAACUCUCAAAUAAGGCUUUUCAGUCUAUCAUAUUUCAAGAGUUUUAGAGCAGGCUCACAGAGCUUGUAUUUCCACUCACAGCUGUCCCCCCAUGGCAAUGUGUAGAAUAGCAGGAAAAUAUUUUAAAACGGGCGGGGGCACUUGCUCAGAUCUUUACACACAUGUGUUUGUGUGUAAAAAAAAAAAAAAAACUAAUAAUGAAAUGUUAAAAUACCUAUCACAUUACACAUUCAGUAAUGACAGCAUUUGUUUUCCAAACUGUAUGUUUUAUUGCAUAAUUUGUAGUUUGUAAUUUGCGAAAGGCAAACUGACAGCCACAACCAACCAUAGACAUAUAAUACAUAGAUGGCAGUUCCCAUUCAAGUCAAGACUGGCAGCCAUUGCUAUAGUGUACCUUACAUUUACGUCAUUUAGCAGACACUCUCUUAUCCAGAGCGACUUACAAAUUGGUGCAUUCAACUUAUGAUAGCCAGUGGGACAACCACUAUUUUUUUUUUGGGGGGGUAGAAGGAUUACUUUGAUACUAUUCCAGGUAUUCCUUAAAUAGGUAGGGUUUCAAGUGUCUCCGGAAGGUGGUCAGUGACUCCGCUGUCCUGGCGUCGUGGGGGAGCUUGUUCCACCAUUGGGGUGCCAGAGCAGCGAAUAGCUUUGACUGGGCUGAGUGGGAACUGUGCUUCUGUAGAGGUAGGGGGGCUAGCAGGCCAGAGGUGGAUGAACGUAGUGCCCUCGUUUGGGUGUAGGGUCUGAUAAGAGCCUGAAGGUAAGGAGGUGCCGUUCCCCUCACAGCUCCGUAGGCAAGCACCAUGGCCUUGAGUUUAACAGUUACAUUUCCAAGGUUAGAGGUUCCAAAACCAAAAACCUGUGCAACAAGCUGUUCCCCAGAUAGAAGGAGUGAUAGGAGUGGGAAAAAGGUGCUUGUGCAUUGAUAAGAACACCAAAGACUGUAUUAACAAUAAUAAAGUAAAGAUGCCACUUUUAAAAUCCUAUUUCUGUUUUGAUUUCGGUACAAAUGAAAAUAUGGCACUGACUCGCCCAUGGAUUAAUGUUUCAGCACUUUCUCAAUGAAGUGUUCAGCAUUCGAUUAGCCAUGUGCGACAUGCACAAGCAGUUACAAGCCUGCUAUCAGCUGGUGGACAAACAAUAUCCACUGUUGUAGUACGGAUGAAACCUGACCUUGAAUGUGAAGCUGAAGCUGUCUAGCUUUAUAAAAGCCUGAGUAGAUCUAGCUUGCUUCGUAGUAUACCACUCUGGAGUGUCUUUUUCAAACAAAAGCCCUCCAAAAUAUACUGACUUCAUCCAGUGUCACGAAAAGUGGAUUGGCAGUAUAGGCACAUUAAUAUGGUCUCAUUUGCAUAUUUCAACAACAACAAAUUAUACACAAAUGUUUUAUUUGUCUACAUUCAACUGGUAAAGGCUAAUUUUGAUAUACACUACCAGUCAAGUUUGGACACACCUACAGUACUCAUUCCAGGGUUUUUCUUUAUUUUUACCAAAAAGGUGUUAAACGAAUCAAAAUAUAUUUGAGAUUCUUCAAAUAGCCACACUUUGCCUUCAUGACAGCUUUGCACAUUCUUGGCAUUCUCUCAACUAGCUUCACCUGGAAUGCUUUUCCAACAGUUUUGAGAGAGUUCCCACAUUUGCUGAGCACUUGUUGGCUGCUUUUCCUUCUCUCUGCGGUCCGACUCAUCCCAAACCAUCUCAAUUGGGUUGAGGUCGGGGGAUUGUGGAGGCCAGGUCAUCUGAUGCAGCACUCCAUCAGUCUCCUUACACAGCCUGGAGGUGUGUUGGGUCAUUGUCCUGUUGAAAAGUUAUACUCCCACUAAACCCAAACCAGAUGGGAUUUCAUAUCGCUGUAGAAUGCUGUGGUAGCCAUGUUGGUUAAGUGUGCCUUGAAUUCUAAAUAAAUCACAGACUGUGUCACCCGCAAAGCACCCCCACACCAUAACACCACCUCCUCCAUGCUUUACGGUGGGAACUAAACAUGCGGAUAUCAUCCCUUCACCCACACCGCAUAUCACAAAGACACAGCAGUUGGAACCAAAAAUCUCCAAUUUGGACUCCAGACCAAAGGACACAUUUCCACCGGUCUAAUGUCCACUGCUCGUGUUUCUUGGCCAAAGCAGAUCUCUUCUUAUUAUUGGUGUCCUUUAGUAGUGGUUUCUUAGCAGCAAUUCGACCAUGAAGGCCUGAUUCACACAGUGUCCUCUGAAAAGUUGAUGUUGAGAUGUGUCUGUUGCCAUAAUAUGGACUUGGUAUUUACCAAAUAGGGCUAUCUUCUGUAUACCCCCCCCCCCUCCCCUCCCCCCACACCUUGUCACAACACAACUGAUUGGCUCAAAUGCAUUAAGAAGGAGGAAAGAAAUUCCAUAAAUUAACUUUUAAGAAGGCACACCUGUUAAUUGAAAAGCAAUUGACUACCUCAUGAAGCUGAUUGAGAGAAUGCCAAUAGUGUGCAAAGCUGUCAUCAAGGCAAAGGGUGGCUAUUUGAAUAAUAUAUUUUCAUUUGUUUAACACUUUUUUGGUUACUACAUGAUUCCAUAUGUGAUAUUUCAUAGUUUUGAUGUCUUCACUAUUAUUCUACAAUGUAGAAAAUUUUAAAAAUAAAGAAAAACCCUGGAAUGAGUAGGUGUGUCCAAACUUUUGACGGGUACUGUAUAUAAUUUAUAUAUAAAGACAAAACAAUGACCUGUUAGUGUGUGGUGCCUGGUCUUGUAUAGUAUUCAGGCUACCUCUAUUUAUGCAAUCCUAAGGUACUAUGCCUUCUGCUCACAUUUUAAAAACAUUCCAAAUGACAACAAAUGUGUUAUGAUAGAUUUUGAUCAAGAAAUCUUUAAGAUUUGAAUGUCUAUUUCAGACCCUGUAACAUCCAUAACGGUCGUUUUUCCUCUCUAAAGUAAAAAUGGAAAUGACAAUCUUUUCGAAAUUAUUGUUUUUGUAAUCAACCAAGCCUUUCCUUCAAAAUGGCUAUCCAUGUUUUGACCCAAGACUUUCAAACUCAGACCUUUUCUAAUAUGUUCAGGUGUGGGUCUGUCGAGCGUGGAGACGUGAUGUUAUAUGGAGCCUUGGGGCCUGAAACCCUAUCUCUUUUAUGUCUGCAUAUAACACUUACUUAUACUCACAUAGACCGUUUAGCUGUCCGCUAAAGCUGAACUGUCUUAGUCAUUCUGUUCAUAUUUAUAUUUAUUAUAAUUCAAUGUAUAUAUAUCUUGCUCUAUUUCUAUGUAAUAUCAACUGUCUCAAUAAUCUAGAUUGGGACCAAUGCAUUACCUACAGUUGAAGUCGGAAGUUUACAUGCACUUAGGUUGAAGUCAUUAAAACUCGUUUUUCAACCACUCCACAAAUGUCUUGUUAACGAACUAUAGUUUUGGCAAGUCGGUUAGGACAUCUAUUUUGUGGAUGACACAAGUCAUUUUUACAACAAUUGUUUACAGACAGAUUAUUUCACUUAUAAUUCAUUGUAUCACAAUUCCAGUGGGGGUCAGAAGUUUACAUGAAAAUUAUGUCAUGGCUUUAGAAGCUUCUGAUAGGCUAAUUGACAUCAUUUGAGUCAAUUGGAGGUGUACCUGUGGAUGUAUUUCAAGGCCUACCUUAAAAUUCAGUGCCUCUUUGCUUGACAUCAUGGGAAAAUCUAAAGAAAUCAGCCAAGACCUCAGAAAAUAAUUGUAGACCUCCACAAGUCAGGUUCAUCCUUGGGAGCAAUUUCCAAACGCCUGAAGGUACAACGUUCAUCUGAACAAACCAUAGUAUGCAAGUAUAAACACCAUGGGACCACGCAGCCAUCAUACCGCUCAGGAAGGAGACGCGCUCUGUCUCCUAGAGAUGAACGUACUUUGGUGCGAAAAGUACAAAUCAAUCCCAGAACAACAGCAAUGGACCUUGUGAAGAUGCUGGAGGAAACAGGUACAAAAGUAUCUAUAUCCACAGUAAAACAAGUCCUAUAUCUACAUAACUUGAAAGGCCGCUCAGCAAGGAAGAAGCCACUGCUCCAAAACCGCCAUAAAAAAGCCAGACUAUGGUUUGCAACUGCACAUGGGGACAAAGAUCGUACUUUUUGGAGAAAUGUCCUCUGGUCGGAUUAAACAAAAAUAGAACUGUUUGGCCAUAAUGACCAUUGUUAUGUUUGGAGGAAAAAGGGGGUCAGCUUGCAAGCCGAAGAACACCAUCCCAACCGUGAAGCACGGGGGUGGCAGCAUCAUGCUGUGGGGGUGCUUUGCUGCAGGAGGGACUGGUGCUCUUCACAAAAUAGAUGGCAUCAUGAAGAAGGAAAAUUAUGUGGAUAUAUUGAAGCAACAUCUCAAGACCUCAGUCAGGAAGUUAAAGCUUGGUCGCAAAUGGGUAUUCCAAAUGGACAAUGACCCCAAGCAUACUUCCAAAGUUGUGGCAAAAUGGCUUAAGGACAACAAAGUCAAGGUAUUGGAGUGGCCAUCACAAAGCCCUGACCUCAAUCCUAUAGAAAAUGUGUGGGCAGAACUGAAAAAGUGUUUGCGAGCAAGGAGGCCUACAAACCUGACUCAUUUACACCAGCUCUGUCAGGAGGAAUGGGCCAAAAUUCACCCAACUUAUUGUGGGAAGCUUGUGGAAGGUUUGACCCAAGUUAAACAAUUUAAAGGCAAUGCUACCAAAUACUAAUUGAGUGUAUGUAAACUUCUGACCCACUGGGAAUGUGAUGAAAGAAAUAAAAGCUUAAAUAAAUCAUUCUCUCUACUAUUAUUCUGACCUUUCACAUUCUUAAAAUAAAGUGCUGAUCCUAACUGACCUAAGACAGGGAAUUUUUACUAGGAUUAAAUGUCAGGAAUUGCGAAAAACUGAGUUUAAAUGUAUUUGGCUAAGGUGUAUGUAAACUUUCAACUUCAACUGUAUCUACCUUACUCCAGUUUCCUGGACACAUUAAGCCUAGUCCUGGACUAAGCAACAUGCUCAAAAGGGGAAUCUGUGUCUGGGAUGCCGGCCCUAUGUGUUUAGGUUGGUACUCUAUUGUUGAAUGUAUCAGUGAGUCAGUAGGCUUAGUUACUUCCUAGUUGUCAGCUUAACAAAAACUCAUGCAGACUUUGACAGGCCAGGUGGUUCUAGGAGUAGUCCUUUUGAUCUAUGUAUGUGAAACAGAUGAUUCCCUUCUCCGCGUGGCGCUAGGCAACAUUCCCUCGACGUUCAUUCAAUCAUUGUAGCCUGUUUUAUGUUUCACAAUUUUCACAAUUAGCGUUAACUCUCCCCAGAGUAAAUUAGCAAGAUGAAAUAUCACAUUGUUGUUCUUUUCUAAUGAGUAGACAACAAUUGCCAUUUUGAAACCAUGCAGUCUCCCGAAAGGGAGUGUUUCACAGCUCACACACACACCGUUGUACUGUACUCAGCCAUUGUAAAUCAAGCCAAGGCCAUAAAAUGCAUCACGUAUAUUUAGUGCUGGAAUAUAAUGAAUUACUGUGCAACAGCUCGUGGGACUGGUGCCUGGAAAAAUUCCACAGUAAUUCAUUUUAAUGGUGGAAUUUAGGUGCAGAAACAGCAGUGGCAAUGAAGGUUAGGAAUCAUGUUGGAAAUAAUAGAAGAGCGUUUGAUAAAAUUCAUGAGUACACAUUAGUUUUUCUACCGAUGGGGGAAAUGGGGUAGUGUAGCUCAUAAGUUUCCUUAAGACCAAUGUAGUUUCGGAAAUGUUCCAAUAUGUCUUUGUGCUCUGUUCCUCUUUGUCUCUCUCGCUGUCUCUCUCUCUCUAACCCCCCCCACCCCCUCUCUGUCUCUCUCGCUGUCUCUCUCUCUCUAACCCCCUCCCCACCCCCUCUCUGUCUCUCGCUGUCUCUCUCUCUCUAACCCCCACCCCCUCUCUGUCUCUCUCUUGCUCUCUCCCACACUCUUUGUCUCCAACGUUCAGCCGUAGAAAUAGCCCAAUAUUCUCACAAAAAUCCAGGUACGAUGCUGUAACACGUGUCAACACAUGCAUUUGUAAAGUAUGUCACGCUGCUUGCUUAGCGAGUGCCACUUCCUCCCGGUUCGGCCCAUUCCUGGCACGAACUCGGGACCUCUACCUUGCCAGCACACGUGACUGCCUUCCUGAAUCGUCUUACCAAUCGGCGCCACGCGAAAGGCUAGCUAUUCGCUGGCACAGGUCACACAUCCCCAUGUGCUACACAUUCAUUAGCCUAUUUCUAACCUGUAUCCCCUCUCCAUCCCUCUCUCCUUCCUCUCCCUUCCCACAUCAGAAGUCCAGUGCAGACGUGGAGACCAAGAUGUCCCUGGCGGACAGGAUGAAGAUCCUGCAGGAGAAGGAGGAGGCAUGGAAGAGCAGGGGGCGUGGCGCCGCCAACGACUCCACCCAGUUCACUGUGGCCGGGCGCAUGGCCAAGAGAGGUCCGAGUCAGACAUGCCCCCUUCUAUCAGACAAACCCCUUAUCACACCUAUUGCUCCAUACAAUGGGCAUGCUGCUCCACACACGCAGGCUGUUUUUAUAUGGGCUAAUCCAAUUGUAUGUGGAGUGUGCUUAGAAAAUGCAGCUUGGAAAUACUAUAUUUAAGAGUAUUUACUCACACUUCAUAUAAAUUGCAGAAGGCCACUUUGACGUCAAUAUGACCCCAGUGUUCUUUCCCAUCAGGUCUUGUGUCGGAGACUGGUAAAGAGGAGUCUCCCAUUUCCCACAUUAAGAAGUCCAGCGCCACGCCAGUCAAGCCACAUGAAGGUAUACUAUGUUCUCCUUUUGAUGAUUUGAUAGACUGUCUGGCCUAGUUUUGGAUGGUCAUAUGUAGUCUAAACAUUUUCAGUCAGAAUUUUCUGGGGCACUUAAGGGAUAGUGUGAAAUUUUGGCAAUUAAGCCGCCCUUUUUCUACUCGAGCCUAUUCUAUCUAGUGUUAGCGCAAUGACUGGAAGACUACCAGAAGCAUGGCAGGCUUAAGGGCAUAAUUGCCAAAAUCUCACACUAUCCCUUUAAACCUCUGCUUGCUAUUUGAAGUACCAUUUUCCUUGACUCCUAAACCUAGGAAACUAACCAUACAUCAAGUGACCUGUUGUCAAAAUGGCCGUCUGUAUGUUGUCAUCUCUUUCGCUGAGCAGAAAUCUCCACUCCGAGUGGCGUCAAGGUGGAAGGGGACAAGAGGCUGGACAAGUUAGAGUCCUUCCUGGACAAGCUCCACAGUAAAGGUAAAUCCCACACACUGACACUAUUCGGUUUCACCAUGGCCACAUUUUUUGUUAUGACACCUUUUAAAAAUAAAGCCACUAUCAGGUUUCUCCAUAGGCACACUUUUUGUCAUGACACCCUUUGCGCCAUAGAACCUUGAAAAUCGACAGACUCAACACACAAUUCCCAAUAAAUAAGAACGUUUCUCUCUCCUAUUGACUUCUGUCGGAAUCUUCCUCACACUCGUAGGAGUUACAGGAAGUAACUGGAAUUGCUUGUUGAAUUUCUCGAUGUUCAAACUUCUCUGACACAUUGGCUUGCAGGGCUAUAGCGCGAUAAUGGGUAAAUUGCUAAUGAAUCCAUAAUGUGUCAUACACAGGGGGUUUGUAGAAAACUAGACAGUGGUGGCCUUUUGAUCUACAGUGGUAAGAGUUCAGUCAAACUGGUUGAAUCCUGAAAGUUCUAAUUUCCUGCUUUCUGUUUCUUGCCAGGGCUGGGGCACAGCCGGACUUCCACCAUCGAGGUGACUGCCGAGACGGAGAAAGAGGUCAUGACCCUGGACGACGAGGAGACGUUUGGCCGCUUUUACAAGCCUGUGUCGCCCACUGCCCGAGGUGCCGGCGUUACUGCGCUGACCGAGGAGGACCUCAGCGACCUUCAAGCCGACACGCCAAAGUACGGUUCAGUCUGUCAAUGUAGCAAUCUGCAAACUGUAUGGGAAUCAGUCCUGUUAUGUUGAAUAUAGUUCUCAUGGGGAGAAUAAGUCAGGGAAUUCCACUGGUCAAUUUGAUUAGAUGAGUGUGCUGAUCUACUAGAGUAGUUGGUACUUGAGGUGAGAUUUGGAAACACUGUGUUAACAUAAAAAAAAUGUAGAUAGUAGUUUUAGUUUAGUCUUUUUUCCCCAGAUUCAUUUAGGCAAAUUGCUCUUCUUUAUUAAUUCCUACGAGCAUGACUAUACAGAACCUUCCAUGACUAUACAGAACCUUCCAUGCCAAUGUACUUUGAGAUGUACUGUACAAUUUCACUUGAUCAUUGUGGGGGCCAUAGGCAUUGAUUGAAGCUCAAUGUUAAAUGCAAAUCUCCCUACCAUCAUAUCUAAGCCAAUAUGACACCAAUCUUGAUGAAAAUUCGCAAAUCAACUUGAUUGGAGGUACACAACACACUCCCCGCCACUCGUCACGGCCGUUACCGAGAACCACCUACCGGAUUUUUAAAAAGGGUUGUUAGCAAUUGAUUUUUAAGACUAUUUCUUGCACCUACCUAGCUCAAAUUCUAAACGUCGGAUUAAAACGAGACUAUAGCGUCCUUAAAGUUACCAUUGGACUUUAAAAAAUGCCAGAUUUACCAAAUGUGUAGGUGCGCAGUUUUUAUAAAAUGUAUAAUUUAUCGCUCUCACAUGCACAUUUCCAUCCGUUAAGAAACAACAAUGUGCUACCUUUCUGUAGCAUUUAUGACAAUGCAAAAAAAAAAUAGCCGAAGCUUAGUUCUAUAACAUCGGGUCGGUUGCUCGGCAACAACACAGCUGCUUGCACCAUGCUGCCAGUCAUAAGAAGUGUAUGCGAACAAACCUAGGCUACUGUAUAUAGCUAGAAAUAUGGCGGUAUUCAAGCCGAGGUUAAUCAAUAAAUGCAAACAGGUAACUAGCUAAUGUUGAGUAGCUGAAGUUAGCUUGCUUGUACAAACUCCAGCAGCUAGCCUCUGUAGCUAGCUAACACCAGUCAGCUGAAAGCUAGCUAGCUAAUGAACAGGUAAAUAAAGGUAAACUAGCGAACGUCCUUGGCUGCUAUGAUAGCCAAUUAACUUUAGCUAGCUAAGUAAUCUUAGCCAACAUAAGAUUGUAACGUUAGCUAACAUGUAUGGCCAGUUCAUGCACCAAAAUAGCUCACAAUAGAGAUCUUACACAAAACAUAACUAGUUAGUUACGUUAAGUUUAAAAUCACCAAACUUUAGGAAACUGCCAUGCUACUCACGUUCAUUUGCAUUGCACAGACCAUAUUUCAGACAGGACAAACACUGCUGUUAUCUAUGCUACAUUUCCUCGAAGAACAACCAAGACCACACAAACCAUAGCCGAGAAAACGAAUUGUUUUGUUAAAAAACAGUAAGCUAGUUAUGAACCGCAUAUAGUUAAUGGUGGAACCCCAAACGCACACCUUAGUUGUGCAUGCUAGCAUCAAUUUACCAGACUCGACUGACAGCAUUACUGUUUCAAACAUGUAGAAUAAAUUCCAGCUCCGGCAUAAACUCUCUCUCCUGCUGUCUUGUCAUUAUUAUAAUCCACAUUUGUGCUUACUGAUCAACAGUGUCAAGUUACUUUUCAGUGUGUUCAAGUAAAAUCUGAAGUCGCCAUGCACAAGUGAAAAGUAGUCAGGGGGGUGCACGAGGGUAAAAUAACAACAUCAUAAUAACUCCUAACGCUAACCUUAACCCCUAGCCUAGUUAACAUUAGCCACCUAGCUAACGUUAGCAACAACAAAUUGGAAUUCGUCACACAAUACGUAUUGGAAAUUCAUAACAUAUUGUACGAAUUGAAAUUCAUAACAUAUCAUACGAAUUGCAAUUCAUAACGUGUCAUACAAAUUGUAAUAUGUAACAUAUCAUGCGAAAUAGAUUAUGGAAAGCCACAAAUUAAAACAUACCAUACAUAUCAUACGAAAUGUUAUGAGAUCAGGUUGCCGCACAGCCAGCCAGCAACGUGCAGUCAAAAGAAAAGGAAAUUAAUGCUACUUGAUUAAAUGUUUGUUUUCACCAAAUAAGUUAAAUAAACAUGCAAUUACGCUUCCAGACAUUUAAAUAGUAUGUUGAAGUCAUUUAUUAAGAAUUGUUGAAGUCAUUUAUUAAGAAUUUAUUAUGUAAUUGUUAGUGUUCCCGCUUGUGGAUUAGAACAUUGCAGGUUCGACUCCUGGAGGAGAUAUUUUGACCAUUCUUUCGUUAAACCUCUUAGAUGUAAAGUCCCCGGUUUAGUGGACCUGCGUGGUUCUGGUACCGGUUCCGACCAAUAUUUUCGCUUAUAAAUCGAUCUAUGGACACCGUACUCUCCUUCUCCGCUCUUCUUGGCAUUUUAAUCCACGUGUGUUCUUCUUCAGUGGGGUUUAUCAGUGGUUGGCAUCCAACGUUAUGGUGCAUUACCGCCAGAGACAGGGAGAAUCUAAAUCCUACCUACCAGCUGCUUUGCUCUUAAAAAAGAUAACAAAAUAUUUGACAUUAUGACGUUCUACUCAAUAUACUCUUUAAACUCAUUUGCUGUAUCCGCUUCUUCCUCAUACCAGAUCUCAUCCUCUCUCUUUCCCUGUGAUACUGCCCACACUGUAGCAAUACAUGCUCCAUGGUCUCUGUUUCCUGACAAUAAUCACACUUUCCUGUUGGAUGCUUUCCUAUCACAUUUAAUGUCUCAUUCAACUGACAGUGUCCCACCCUUAAUCUUAUAAAAAUAGCCUCCUCUCUUCUGUCCCUUCCUGCCGUCCUCCCCGACUUUCCUCUGUACUUGAAAUAAAUGCCUUCCCUUAUUAUCUCUAUUCCUCUGCUCCUGCCAUCUCUGCACCAUCACUGUAUAUAUCAGUCUUUUUGCCUUGCUCAUUGAAACUUCAACGUCAACAUCCCCACUACUAAGUGCACUAAUACCUGUCACGGUCGAGGUAAGGAGUAGACCAAGGCGCAGCGUGAUGAACAAACAUGACUUUAAUUAGUUAAAGCGUCAAAAUACAAAACAAAACACGACUCGUGAUGUCCACGGUAUCAAUGACCGAACACGGAACAAAAACCCACAACCACAAAGGGAAAACAUACAGUUUAAAUAUGGCUCCCAAUCAGAGACAACCAGCCAACAGCUGACACUCGUUGCCUCUGAUUGGGAGUCACUCAGGCAAACAUAGAAUACAACAAACUAGAAUGAACACCAACAUAGAAAUACACACAUAGAAAUGAACACACCCUGGCUCAACAUAAUGAGUCCCAGAGCCAGGGUGUGACAGUACCCCCCCCCCUAAAGGCGCGGACUGCGACCGCGCCUCAACUAAACAAACCAGGGGAGGGCUGGGCGGGCAUACCUCCUCGGCGGCGGUUCUGGCUCCGGCCUUGACCACCACCCUCCAAUACACCCCCCAUAGCGCCACUGAUCCAGUCUGGCCCCGCCGGCUGGAGCAGGACUGGACUUAACAGGAGCGGUCCUUACCAGGCUGUCGACUCGCACCCCUGGCUUGGUGCGUGGAGGAGGAACGGACCUUACCAGGCUGACGACUCGCACCCCUGGCUUGGUGCGUGGAGGAGGAACAGGCCUUACCAGGCUGACGACGCGCACCCCUGGCUUUGUGCGUGGAGGAGGAACGGGCCUUACCAGGCUGACGACUCGCACCCCUGGCUUGGUGCGUGGAAGAGGGACGGGCCUUACCAGGCUGACGACUCGCACCCCUGGCUUUGUGCGUGGAGGAGGAACGGGCCUUACCAGGCUGACGACUCGCACCCCUGGCUUGGUGCGUGGAAGAGGGACGGGCCUUACCAGGCUGACGACUCGCACCCCUGGCUUAGUGCGAGUGGCAGGAACAGGCCGGGUCGGGCUGGCGACGCGCACCGUAGACUUGGUGCGGGUGGCAGGAACAGGCCGGACCGGGCUGGCGACGCGCACCGUAGGUUUGCUGCGAGUGGCAGGAACAGGCCGGGUCGGGCUGGCGACGCGCACCGUAGACUUGGUGCGGGUGGCAGGAACAGGCCGUACCGGGCUGGCGACGCGCACCGUAGGUUUAGUGCGUGGAGCAGGUACAGGCCGGGCUGGGCUGUCGACGCACACCGUAGGCUUGGUGCGUGGAGCAGGGACAGGCCGGGCUGGGCUGUCGACGCACACCGUAGGCUUGGUGCGUGGAGCAGGGACAGGCCGGACUGGGCUGGCGACGCACACCGUAGGCUUGGUGCGUGGAGCAGGGACAGGCCGAACCGGGCUGUGGAGACGGAUAGGAGGCCUGGAGUGAAGAGCGGCCACCACCCGUCCUGGCUGAAUGCCUACCCUCACACACUCUGUGUGAGGCAUCCGCACAGGACGUACAGGGCGGUGUACCCCUGGCCUGGUGGCCUUCUGGAUCUGCCCCCUUUUCUCCUCCGUCAGCCCCGUCGUCCAUGCCGUGUGCCCCCCCCCUAAAAAAUUUCUGGGGUUGCCUCACGACCGUCCGACGACGACCCUGAUCACGCCUCCACCGUCUCUUCUCCCGGCGCUUCCUCCCAUGUCCAGCCCAAGAGCUGCCCCUGGACACGCUGCUUGGUCGUUGCAUGGUGGGUUUUUCUGUCACGGUCGAGGUAAGGAGUAGACCAAGGCGCAGCGUGAUGAACAAACAUGACUUUAAUUAGUUAAAGCGUCAAAAUACAAAACAAAACACGACUCGUGACGUCCACGGUAUCAAUGACCGAACACGGAACAAAAACCCACAAACACAAAGGGAAAACAUACAGUUUAAAUAUGGCUCCCAAUCAGAGACAACCAGCCAACAGCUGACACUCGUUUCCUCUGAUUGGGAGUCACUCAGGCAAACAUAGAAUACAACAAACUAGAAUGAACACCAACAUAGAAAUACACACAUAGAAAUGAACACACCCUGGCUCAACAUAAUGAGUCCCAGAGCCAGGGUGUGACAAUACCUCUACCAUGUGUUGGAUAUUUUUUUAACUCUGCCGUGCACACCUGUGUGAAGCUAGCCACAGUAAGGAUUAGCCACAAUAAUGGAAUUUGCGGUUCGCCUUCAUAAUAAAAGUGAGUCAAACUGAUACAAAUGUGGAAUAAUGCCAUAUUUAGAGUAGAUAAUGCUAGACAAGGUCAGAAUGUUGAACAGCCCUUAGCCAUGGUAUAUUGGUCAUAUACCACACCCCCUCGGCCCUUAUUGCUUAAUUAUAAUGUUGUAUAAUAAUUUUGCAUAAUCACCUUCUGGUGUAAAAAACAUGGAAAUUAAAAAACUAAAAACAAUGUUUUAUGUGAGAAUAGGUAUUGGUCUGAAGCCGAAAAAGAAAGGAAAUUCACAAAUGUGUAUUAUUGUUGCGUCACCAUCUUUAUUGCAAAAAGAAAUACAAGUACAAACAACUUUAAGCUACAUAUUAUUUUGACAGAGGUAAUGAACUGGCCAUUAUUCAGCACCGCAAUUGAUAAAACAGCAUCAUGUUUGAAACAAAUGGUUCUGAACAUAAUUCAGUAUUACACAGCUGACAGUUACAGAAAUCAGGAAUGCAGACAGGCUCUAUCGAUCUGCGCUACUGUGUCCAAAACACAACCAACUGUUAUGUUUGGCACCUACUGACCAAAAAAUGAUGUUAUUAUGAUCUUUUUUUUUUCAAUGACAUGUUAAGCUAAAAUAAAGUUUUAAGGAAAUAUAGGCAUGCACCACAUUACUUCAAGACAAAUCAGCUCAAUCAAGCCUGAUUGUCUUGUAAGUAUAAAAGCAAAGCUUGCAUUCAUUUAAUAAAAAAAGCAUGAAAAGGUAAUGUAAUGGGAUAGUGUCUUACUGUGGGUGAAGAUUCCAAUACUUUAGCUUGUACAGUGGGGAAAAAAAGUAUUUAGUCAGCCACCAAUUGUGCAUGUUCUCCCACUUAAAAAGAUGAGAGAGGCCUGUAAUUUUCAUCAUAGGUACACGUCAACUAUGACAGACAAAAUGAGAAAAAAAAUCCAGAAAAUCACAUUGUAGGAUUUUUUAUGAAUUUAUUUUCAAAUUAUGGUGGAAAAUAAGUAUUUAGUCAAUAACAAACGUUUCUCAAUACUUUGUUAUAUACCCUUUGUUGGCAAUGACACAGGUCAAACGUUUUCUGUAAGUCUUCACAAGGUUUUCACACACUGUUGCUGGUAUUUUGGCCCAUUCCUCCAUGCAGAUCUCCUCUAGAGCAGUGAUGCUUUGGGGCUGUCGCUGGGCAACACGGACAUUCAACUCCCUCCAAAGAUUUUCUAUGGGGUUGAGAUCUGGAGACUGGCUAGGCCACUCCAGGACCUUGAAAUGCUUCUUACGAAGCCACUCCUUCGUUGCCCGGGCGGUGUGUUUGGGAUCAUUGUCAUGCUGAAAGACCCAGCCAAGUUUCAUCUUCAAUGCCCUUGCUGAUGGAAGGAGGUUUUCACUCAAAAUCUCACGAUACAUGGCCCCAUUCAUUCUUUCCUUUACACGGAUCAGUCGUCCUGGUCCCUUUGCAGAAAAACAGCCCCAAAGCAUGAUGUUUCCACCCCCAUGCUUCACAGUAGGUAUGGUGUUCUUUGGAUGCAACUCAGCAUUCUUUGUCCUCCAAACACGACGAGUUGAGUUUUUACCAAAACGUUCUAUUUUGGUUUCAUCUGACCAUAUGACCUUCUCCCAAUCCUCUUCUGGAUCAUCAAAAUGCACUCUAGCAAACUUCAGACAGGCCUGGACAUGUACUGGCUUAAGCAGGGGGACACGUCUGGCACUGCAGGAUUUUAGUCCCUGGCGGCGUAGUUUGUUACUGAUGGUAGGCUUUGCUACUUUGGUCCCAGCUCUCUGCAGGUCAUUCACUAGGUCCCCCCGUGUGGUUCUGGGAUUUUUGCUCACCGUUCUUGUGAUAAUUUUGACCCCACGGGGUGAGAUCUUGCGUGGAGCCCCAGAUCGAGGGAGAUUAUCAGUGGUCUUGUAUGUCUUCCAUUUCCUAAUAAUUGCUCCCACAGUUGAUUUCUUCAAACCAAGCUGCUUACCUAUUGCAUAUUCAGUCUUCCCAGCCUGGUGCAGGUCUACAAUUUUGUUUCUGGUGUCCUUUGACAGCUCUUUGGUCUUGGCCAUAGUGGAGUUUGGAGUGUGACUGUUUGAGGUUGUGGACAGGUGUCUUUUUUACUGAUAACAAGUUCAAACAGGUGCCAUUAAUACAGGUAACGAGUGGAGGACAGAGGAGCCUCUUAAAGAAGUUACAGGUCUGUGAGAGCCAGAAAUCUUGCUUGUUUGUAGGUGACCAAAUACUUAUUUUCCACCAUAAUUUGCAAAUAUAUUCAUUAAAAAUCCUACUAUAUUCAUUCUCUAUUUGUCUGUCAUAGUUGACGUGUACCUAUGAUGAAAAUUACAGGCCUCUCUCAUCUUUUUAAGUGGGAGAACUUGCACAAUUGUUGGCUGACUAAAUACUUUUUUUCCCCACUGUAUGUGGUACAAAUCACAUUGUGUAUGCAAGAGUAUGAAUUAUGGUGUUUGAGAAGGUUUGAAUCCUAAGCAACCUGUCUACACAUAGUUUAAAGUACAAUACCAACAUAGCUACUGUAGCAGGUCAAAGCUAUGUGCUGGAAAACCUCGGUAGAGCAUGGGUGGAAUAGGCAUUGUGGUGCUCAUGUGAAUUUCCUUUAUUUUUCGCCUUCAGACCAAUGUCUAUUCUCACUUAAAACUUAGUUUUUUGUUUUUAAUUUACUUUGGCGUUUGUAAAUUAUCUUAAAGUGUAUAUCUCUCCUUCUAACCUCUCCCUCUUCUGCGUAUGAUUCUAGGUUGACAUCGGCAGUGACGGAACACAAGCGUGCUGUGCGUCCUACUAGGAAUAACCAGGGCUCACGCAACCCCCUCCGUGCCCUGGCGGCCCGCAACGACAUCCGCCAGGUCUACACGGAACAGAGACUCAACGUAGCUACCGUGGAAACCAAGAGGAUGCAAGUGGAGAGGAGUAAGCCAUCCCAUCCUAUAAUAUGCGUUCUAUAUUUUUUAUUAACAUUUUUAACCCCUUUUCGUGAUUUUCGUGAUAUCCAAUUGGUAGUUACAGUCUUGUCCCAUCGCUGCAACUCCCUUACUGACUCGGGAGAGGCGAAGGUCGAGAGCCAUGCGUCCUCCGAAACACGACCCUGCGGCACACUGCUCGCUUAAUCCGGAAGUCGGCCACACCAAUGUGUCGGAGGAAACACUGUACAACUGGCGACCGAGUCAGCGUGCAUGCGCCCGGCCCGCCACAGGAGUUGCUAGAGCGUGAUGGGACUAGGACAUCCCAGCCGGCCAAACCCUCACCUAACCCUGAUGACUCUAGGCCAAUUGCGCCCCGCCUCAUGGGUCUCCCAGUCGUGGCCGGCUGCGAUACAGCCUGGGAUCGAACCCGGGUCUGUAGUGAUGCCUCAAGCACUGCGAUGCAAUCAGUGCCUUCGACAGCUGCGCCACUCGGGAGGCCCAUGCAACGUGUUUAAAAAAAAAAAAACUAUCCCUUUAACAAGUUGUAAAUAGAUCAUUUUCUAAAAGGUGAAUCCAAAGGCAAUCUCCAGGUGGCUAAGGAAGUGCUAUUCUAUUUUAUUAUAUUCUGUCACUACACUGUUCUUGAUCACAGUCUGCAUUUACCUUAUGCAAGAGGAAAAUAAUUGCGCAUGAGAGUUAAAUUCUGUUAAGUAAAUGCUUGUAUUGUCAAAUGUAUUGUAUUGUGUAGCAAACAGGCCAUACAACACAUAUUUGCAAAACAGCACAGCAAGGAAAAUAUUAUGGUUGAUAGCCAGCUAAAUGUAGCUGAAAAAGUAGCAGUUAUAGUUUGAACUUGACUCUGUUGAGGCAGGGGUUGUGGUUAGGGCUGUGGCGGUCAUGAAAUUUAGUCAGCCGGUUACUGUCAUGCAAAAGACUGCCGGUCUCAUGGUAAUUGACCGUUAAUUAACAUAAACAUGUUUAGCAUCUCCAGGCCUCCACACAUACAAGCCACUGAUGCGCACCUUUGGAACAUCUACAUUUAAAAAAAGGAUAAUAAAUCAAUUUAAUAUACAUCAUAACAAUAAAUCCAUUAUUUAUUUUAGUCAUGUCUAAAGAAACAUUAUGAUAUGAAGAAAACUUAUUUCAGAAAAACAGAAUGAGUUCGCCUAUGUUAUCUAGCUAUGCUCCCAUGCCAUAGGCUGUAGGCUUGUUCAUUUAGCUGACAAGAUAUGCUUAUAAGUACCGUGCCAUUAUUUUAUUUUAUCAGAUUUUAUAGUAAGAAGAAUAUAAUUGAACUUAGCUGAAUAAAAUAUACUUAACAAAAAUAUAAAUGCAACAUGCAACAAUUUCAAAUGUUUUACUGAGUUACAGUUCAUAGAAGGAAAUCGGUCAAUUUAAAUAAAUAAAUUAAGACUUAUCUAUGGAUUUCACAUGACUGGGCAGGGGUGCAGCCAUGGGUGGGCCUGGGAGGGCAUAGGCUCACCCUCUUGGGAGCCAGGCCCACCCACUGGGGAGUAAGGUCCAGCCAAUCAGAAUGAGUUCUUCCACAUAGAAGGGCUUAAUUACAGGCAGAAAUACUCAUUGGUUUCAUCAGCUGUCUGGGUGGCUGGUCUCAGACGAUCCCGCAGGUAAAGAAGCUGGAUGUGGAGGACCUGGGCUGGCGUGGUUACACGUGGUCUGCGGUUGUGAGGCCGAUUGGAUGUACUGCCAAAUUCUCCAAAACAACGUUGGAGGCAGCUUAUGGUAGAGAAAUUAACAUUCAAAUCUCUGGCAACAGCUCUGCUGGACAUUCCUGCAGUCAGCAUGCCAAUUGAAUGCUCCCUCAACUUGAGACAUCUAUGAUAUUGUGUUGUGUGACAAAACUGCACAUUUUAGAGUGGCCUUUUAUUGUCCCCAGCACAAGGUGGACCUGUGUAAUGAUCAUGCUGUUUAAUCAGAUUCUUGAUAUGCCACACCUGUCAGGUGGAUGGAUUAUCUUGACAAAGGAGAAAUUCUCACUAACAGGGAUGUAAACAUAUUUGCGCACAACAUUUGAGAGAAAUAAGCUUUUUGUGCAUAUGGAACAUUUCUGGGAUCUUUUAUUUCAGCUCAUGAAACAUGGGACCAAAAGUGUACAUGUUGCGUUUAUGUUUUUGUUCAGUAUAUAAACAUUACUAAGAGCCAAGUACAUUACAAAAGGAGAAUGGCACUAAAAAAAUAGCAUGCACAAAAAUACAGGGAGGGGAAAACAACAACAAGAUCAUCAAAGGCAAUUCAAAUUGAGAGGCUAAAUUCAAAAACAUGUUAAAAAGACAAGAGAGCAAGACCAAGGUUAAAAUGCUAUAGGCUGAAUGCUAGUUGUUGAAGGUACCAAACUGUCUGUUCUAGCAGUUGACACACAGUUCGGACACUCAUCGGUACAACACAAGACAUGCAAUCAGUGGUCUCUUCACAGUCCCCAGGUCCAGAACAGAGGCUGGGAAACGCACAUUAUUAAAUAGAGACAUGACUACUUGGAAAUCUCUGCCACCCCAGGUAACUCAAGCCAGCAAUAAAACCAGAUUAAAAGAACAAUUUACGGCACAACGGGGACAGUGAAGAGACAGACAUUUUUAUAUACUCAUGGGCGGCGCACAAUUGGCCCAGCGUCGUCCAGGGUAGGGGAGGGAAUGGCCGGCAGGGAUGUAGCUCAGUUGAUAGAGCAUGGCGUUUGCAACACCAGGGUUGUGGGUUCGAUUCCCACGGGGGGCCAGUAUAAAAAAUAUAUAUAUAUGUAUUCACUAACUGUAAGUCGCUCUGGAUAAGAGCGUCUGCUAAAAUGACUAAAAUGUAAAAAAUAUAUAUUUUGUAUUGUAAUUUGCACUGUAUUAUGUAUUGUAUUAUGUAGGGGCUCAUAGGGCAGGAGCCAUCUCCUGUUUCUGAAGCGUGAGGCAGAGGCAGGAGAUAAUGGAGUAUUAUGUAGUAUUAUCUACAGUGCAUUCGGAAAGUAUUCAGACCCCUUGACUUUUUCCACUCAUUUUUGCAAAUGUAUAAAGAAUUUUAAACUGAAAUAUUACAUUUACAUAAUUAUUCAGAACCUUUACUCAGUACUUUGUUGACGCACCUUUGGCAGCGAUUACAGACUUGAGUCUUCUUGGGUAUGACGCUAGGCACACCUGUAUUUGGGGAGUUUCUCCUAUUCUUCUCUGCAGGUCCUCUCAAGCUCUGUCAGGUUAGAUGGGGAGCGUCGCUGCACAGCUAUUUUCAGAUCUCUCCAGAGAUGUUCGAUCGCGUUCAAGUCCGUGCUCUGGCUGGGCCACUCAAGGACAUUCAGAGACUUUUCCCGAAGCCACUCCUCUAUUGUCUUGGCUGUGUGCUUAGGGUCGUUGGCCUGUUGGAAGGUGAACCUUCGCCCCAGUCUGAGGUCCUGAGCAGGUUUUCAUCAAGGAUCUCUCUGUACUUUGCUCCGUUCAUCUUUCCCUUGAUCCUGACUAGUCUCCCAGUCCCUGCCGCUGAAAAACAUUCCCACAGCAUGAUGAUGCUGCCACCACCAUGCUUCACCGUAGAGAUAGUGCCAGGUUUCCUCCAGACGUGACGCUUGGCAUUCAGGCCAAAGAGUUCAAUCUUGGUUUCAUCAGACCAGAAAAUCUUGUUUCUCAUGGUCUGAGAGUCCUAAGGUGCCUUUUGGCAAACUCCAAGCGGGCUGUCAUGUGCCUUUUACUGAGGAGUGGCUUCCAUCUCAACAUGAUUAAGACAAAGGAGAUGAUUGUGGACUACAGGAAAAGGAAGAGGACCGAGCACGCCCUCAUUCUCAUCAACGGGGCUGUAGUGGAGCAGGUUGAGAGCUUCAAGUUCCUUGGUGUCCACAUCACAAACAAACUAACAUGGUCCAAGCACACCAAGACAGUCGUGAAGAGGGCACGACAAAACCUAUUCCCCCUCAGGAGACUGAAAAGAUUUGGCAUGGGUACUCAGAUCCUCAAAAGGUUCUACAGCUGCACCAUCGAGAGCAUCCUAACUGGUUACAUCACUGCCUGGUAUGGAAACUGCUCGGCCUCCGACCGCAAGGCAUUACAGAGUGUAGUGCGCACGGCCCAGUACAUCACUGGGGCCAAGCUUCCUGCCAUCCAAGACCUCUAUACUAGGCGGUGUCAGAGGAAGGCCCUAUAAAUUGUCAAAGAAUCCAGCCACCCUGGUCAUAGAAUGUUCUCUCUGCUACCGCACGGCAAGCGGUACCAGAGCACCAAGUCUAGGUCCAAGAGGCUUCUAAACAGCUUAAGACUCCUGAACAGCUAAUCAAAUGGCUACCCAGACUAUUUGCAUUGUCCCCCCCCCCCCCUCUUUUACUCUGCUGCUACUCUCUAUUUAUUAUCUAUGCAUAGUCACUUUAAUAACUCUACCUACAUGUACAUAUUACCUCAAUUAUCUUGACUAACCGGUGCCCCCACACAUUGACUCGGUACUGGUACCACUGUAUAUAGCCUCGGCUAUUAUUAUUUUGUACUUUUAUUUUGUAUUAUUUUAUAUUGUAUUUUUUCUGGUGUUUUUUUUCUUCUUUUUUUUUGGGGGGGGGGGGGUAUUCUUUAUUAAAACUGCAUUGUUGGUUAAGGGCUUGUAAGUAAUAAUUUCACUGUAAGGUCUACACCUGUUAUAUUCCGCACAUGUGACUAAUACAAUUUGAUUUGAUCUGGCCACUCUUCCAUACAUGCCUGAUUGGUGGAGUGCUGCAGAGAUGGUUGUCCUUCUGGAAUGUUCUCCAUUCUCCACAGAGGAACUCUGGAGCUCUGUCAGAGUCACCAUCGGGUUCUUGGUCACCUCCCUGACCAUGACCCUUCUCCCCUGAUUGCUCAGUUUGGCCGGGCGGCCAGCUCUAGGAAGUGCCUUGGUGGUUCCAAACUUCUUCCAUUUAAGAAUAAUGGAGGCCACUGUGUUCUUGGGGACCUUCAAUGCUGCAGAAAUUUUUUGGUACCCUUCCCCAGAUCUGUGCCUCGACACAAUCCUGUCUCGGAGCUCUACGGACAAUUCCUUCGCCCUCAUGGCUUGGUUUUUGCUCUGACGUGCAUUGUCAACUGUGGAACAGGUGUGUGUCUUUCCAAAUCAUUUCCAAUCAAUUGAAUUUACCACAGGUGGACUCCAAUCAAGUUGUUGAAACAUCUCAAGGAUGAUCAAUGGAAACCGGAUGCACCUGAGCUCAAUUUCAAAUCUCAUAGCAAAGGGUCUGAAUACUUAUGUGUAUAUGUAAUUUUUUUAUAAUAUUUUUGACAAAGAUUUCUCUAAACCUAUUUUUGCUUUGUCAUUAUGGGGUAUUGUAUGUAUAUUAAUGAGGGAGGGGGAAAAAAUAAUUUAAUACAUUUUAGAAUAAGGCUGUUAUGUAACAAAAUGUGGAAAAAGUCAACGGGUCUGAAUACUUUCCGAAUGCACUGUAUAUUAGAUUAUGUAUAUUAUGUAUUUUAUUUGUUGUUUUGUUUCCUGUUUGGACCACAUACAACUAAAUACUAUUACUAAAAGGUGGGUUUUGAGACUGGACUUGAAGGUUUGGAUGGAGUCAGAUUCGCAGGUAUUGGGGGGGAGAGAGUUCCAGAGAGUGAGGGCGACAUUUACAUUUACAUGUUUUUUUUUUUUUUUUUUUUGUCAUUUUAGCAGACGCUUUUAUCCAGAGUGACUUACAGUUAGUGAGUGCAUUCAUUUUCAUACUGAAGGCACGAUCCCCCAUGGAGUCAGAGGAUCGGAGGCUGCGGGUGGGGGUGUAGAUGUGUAGCUGCUAACCUCCAUUUUGGAUUGCUACCCACCCCCGUUUCAGCUCAAUCAACAUUGGCCAAGCACAAUAAUGGCCUACUAACCUCCAUUUUGGCUCUUCUCAUCCACAGUGGCCAAGCAUUCCAACCUGGCGGACGCAGCUCUGGCCGGCCUGGCCAGUAAGGAGAACUUCCGCAAGGUCAACCUGCGCAGCACCAAGUCCACUGAGGUGGUGACCAACAACAGCACGCUGCCCUUCAACAAGCUCAUGCUCAUCCGCAUCAAAGGUCAGUCAGAGGGCAAAGGUCACGGGGUCAGGGAUGGCAUUUUUCUGUUCAGAAAUUGCACCAUGUUCUCUAUAUACUGCACUACGUUUUAUUUACAAUGAUUCUUCAUUGUAAAUACAAUUCACACAUUUUUUUUUAUUUUUAUUACCAGUACUCUUGAACAAUACAACAGUGGCACAGAUUUAAAACUUGGCUUCACCCAUCCACUUCGUCUCCAAAGGAGUACAGUAGCAUAUAUUUUUGAAAAAUCUCUGAGUAGUUCCUUCACUCUUUCCAUAAACGUCCAUAAGCAGAGGAAUGACUGGUUGGAGUAAGUGGGUGUGUCUGGUUUCUAAAGUGGGUCUGUCUGUCUGGGUGUGGUCUGCAGGGCGGAGGCACGUGCAGGUGCGUCUGGUGGAGCCCACGGCCCGUUCCCUGAACAGCGGCGACUGCUACCUGCUCAUCACCCCCAAACACUGCUUCAUGUGGAGUGGAGAGUUUGCCAACGUCAUCGAAAAAGCCAAGGUACUAGACAUGCACUAUAUAUACAAAAGUAUGUGGACACCCCUUUACAUGAAUGGAUUUGGCUAUUCCAGCCACACCCUUUGCUGACAGGUAAAUAAAAUCGAACACACUGCCAUGCAAUCUCCAAAGACAAACAUUAGCAGUAGAAUGGCCUUACUGAAGAGCUCCGUCAUAGGAUGCCACCUUUCCAACAAGUCAGUUCGUCAAAUAUCUGCCCUGCUAGAGCUGCCCCGGUCAACUGUAAGUGCUGAAGUGGAAACAUCUAGGAGCAACAACAGCUCAGCCGCAAAGUGGUAGGCCACACAAACACACAGAACGGGACCGCCGAGUCCUGAAGCGUGUAGCGCAUAAAAAUAGUCUGUCCUCGGUUGCAACACUCACUACAGAGUUCCAAACUGCCUCUGGAAACAACGUCAGCACAAGACCUGUUAGUUGGGAGCUUCAUGAAAUGGGUUUCCAUGGCCGAGCAGCCGCACACAAGCCUAAGAUCAUCAUGCGCAAUGCCAAGUGUCGGCUGGAGUGGUGUAAAGCUCGCCGCCAUUGGACUCUGGAGCAGUGGAAAUGCGUUCUCUGGAGUGAUGAAUCUGGCAGUCCGACGGACGAAAUCUGGGUUUGGCGGAUGCCAAGAGAACGCUACCUGCCCGAAUGCAUAGUGCCACCUGUAAAGUUUGGUGGAGGAGGAAUAAUGGUCUGGGGCUGUUUUUCAUGGUUCGAACUACGCCCCUUAGUUCCAGUGAAGGGUAAUCGUAACGCUACAGCAUACAAUGACAUUGUAGAUGAUUCUGUGCUUCCAACUUUGUGGUAACAGUUUGGGGAAGGCCCUUUCCUGUUUCAGCAUGACAAUGCACCCGUGCACAAAGCGAGGUCCAUACAUAAAUGGUUUCUCGAGAUCAGUGUGGAAGAACUUGACUGGCCUGCACAGCGCCAUGACCUCAACCCAAUCUAACAACUUUGGGAUGAAUUGGAACGCCGACUGCGAGCCAGGCCUAAUCGCCCAACAUAAGUGCCCGACUUCCCUAAUGCUCUUGUGGCUGAAUGGAAGCAAGUCCCUGCAGCAAUGUUCCAACAUCUAUUGGAAAGCCUUCCCAGAAGAGUAGAGGCUGUUAUAGCAGCAAAGGGGGACCAACUCCAUAUUAAUGCCCAUGAUUUUGGAAUCCGAUGUUCGACGAGUAGGUGUCCACAUACUUUUGGUCAUGUAGUGUACAGAUGCAAAUACAGUGCAUUCGGAAUGUAUUCAGAUCCCUUCCCUUUUCCACAUUUUGUUACGUCGCAGCCUUAUUCUAAAAUGGAUUAAAUAAAACAUUUUUCUCAUUAAUCUACACACAAUACCCCAUAAUGACAACAAUUUUUUUUGUUGUUGUUGCAAAAACCAGAAAUACCUUUUUUACAUAAGUAUUCAGACCCUUUGCUAUGGGACUCGAAUUUGAGCUCAGGUGCAUCCUAUUUCCAUUGAUCAUCCUUGAGAUGUCUCUACAACUUGAUUGGUGUCCACCUGUGGUAAAUUCAAUUGAUUGGACAUGAUUUUCAUGAUUCCCACGGGGGGCCAGUUUGAAAAAUGUAUGCACUCACUAACUGUAUGUCGCUCUGGAUAAGAGCGUCUGCUAAAUGACUAAAAUGUAAUGAUUUGGAAAGGCACACACCUGUCUAUAUAAGGCCUCACAGUUGACAGUGCAUGUCAGAGCAAAAACCAGGCCAUGAGGUUGAAGGAAUUGUCCGUAGAGCUCCGAGACGACUGUGUCGAGGCACAGAUCUGGGGAAGGGUACGAAAACAUUUCUGCCGCAUUGAAGGUCCCCAAGAACACAGUGGCCUCCAUCAUUCUUAAAUGGAAGAAGUUGGAACCACCAAGACUCUACCUAGAGCUGGCCGCCCAUCCAAACUAAGCAAUCGGGGGAGGACUGCCUUGGUCAGGAAGGUGACAGAGCUCCAGAGUUCCUCUGUGGAGAUGGGAGAACCUUACAGAAGGACAACCGUCUCUGUAGCACUCCACCAAUCAGGCCUGUUUGGUAGAGUAGCCAGAUGAAAGCCACUCCUCAGUAAAAGGCAUAUGACAGCCCGCUUGGACUCUCAGACCAUGAGAAACAAGAUUCUCUGGUCUGAUGAAACCAAGAUUGAACUCUUUGGCCUGAAUGCCAAGCAUCACGUCUGGAGGAAAUCUGGCACCAUCCCUACGGUGUAGCAUAGUGGUGGCAGCAUCAUGCUGUGGGGAUGUUUUUCAGCGGCAGGUACUGGGAAACUAGUCAGGAUCGGGGGAAAGCUGAAUGGAGCAAAGUACAGAGAGAUCCUUGAUGAAAGCCUGCUCCAGAGCGCUCAGGACCUCAGACUGGGGGGACAAGUCUCUGAAUGUCCUUGAGUGGCCCAGCCAGAGCCCGGACUUGAACCCGAUCAAACAUCUCUGGAGAGACCUGAAAAUGGCUGUGCAGCGACGCUCCUCAUCCAACCUGACAGAGCUUGAGAGGAUCUGCAGAGAAGAAUGGGAGAAACUCCCCAAAUAAAGGUGUGCCAAGCUUGUAGCAUCAUACCCAUGAAGAUGCGAGGCUGUAAUCGCUGCCAAAGGUGCUUCAACGAAGUACUGAGUAAAGGGUCUGAAUACUUAUGUAAAUGUGAUCUUUCAGUUUUGUUUUUAAUAAAUGUGCAAAAAAUUCUAAAAACCUGUUUUUGCUUUGUCAUUAUGGGGUAUUGUGUGUAGAUUGAUGAGGGGGAAAAAUAUUACAUACAUUUUAGAAUAAGGCUGUAACGUAACAAAAUGUCGAAAAAGUCGAGGUCUGAAUACUUUCUGAAUGCACUGUAAUUAACGAGUGUCUGUGGUUCCGAAUUCUUCAGAACCCUCUUCCCAAUAGCAAAAAAUCAGAAGCUUCUGUACAUGCGCGGGAUUCUCUACUUUACUAACAGUGUCUGCUCUACUCGUUCGGCUGCCUUGAGAACAGUCUGCUCUGGUGAAUAGUGCUUGUUUAAUAAAGUUACAUCAAAGCUGAAUCAAUGUCUUUAAGAUCACAUAAAGAUAGUAUUCUACAAUCUACAGAACAGAAUAUAACAGCAUAUAUUAUAACAAUACUGUAAGACAAAAAACACCACCUCGUGAGAUUUAAGGAUGAUUGUGCGAAUGGUUUAAUUUUUCUCUCAUGCGGCCAAAACUCAACAGCACGCGCCACUAGGCAAAAUGUGUUUUGAUUGAAACAAAACACAGGUAUGCUACAGUUCGUUAACACCAUCUGCUAAAAAAUUCGGUCUCUGUACAUAAUUCAAAACAACACUGUACUUCGAAACACUGUACAUAACUCAAGAAGAUCUAAAUGCAUAUUCCAAUUAAACUGAUUGAGAUCAGAUGGUUGGCAUUGACAGUGAGAAAUGUGAAGGGAUGUUGACCACAAAAAUGUGUGCGUCAAGUAGAGGUAAAGAAUCAUAUGCGCAGAACGUGAUACAGAUUUUUUGCUCUGGGGAAGAGGCUCCCAGGGGGGUUGUGACAGGGCCGGAAUGGGGGGGUUACCUUUGGAACCGCAGCCUCUGUCUAUAAUUAAACACAAAAACAAUGUUUUAGGAUAACAUUUUGGACGGAUCCAUAGAAUCCAUAGAAAAAUCCAGGAAAUUCAAAUGAGCACCAUAGCCCUAACUUCACUCAUGCACUUCCAUGGAUUUUCAUCACACAGCAGUUCAGUUCAGUGCUUGGCCCUCUUCCUCUGAGACUGCUGACACUUUGGCUCCAAGCUGAUGUCCACGUCUAUCUGGGGAGCGUAGUGUCUCACGCCCAAUGUCUCCUCCACCCCCACCCGUCCUUCAGUCAGCUGUGUGAUGGUGAAGGUGGGGCACCAGAGCGCCUCCCACAGGCGCUGCUUGAUCCUGCGGCCCAGGUUCAGGCUGUAGCGGGGGGGCUGGACAGAGGCAGUGACCAGCAUGGAGUCCACCACCGAGUGGUAGAUCUGCUGGUACUCUGGGAUGGAGUGACCGUGGAUUAGGGGCUCCUCCUGAGCCUCAGUCCUGCCAGUGGGGCUCCUCUCUGGGUACGAGGAUGGGGAUGGGAUGGAAGUCUAGGAGAGUCCAGCAGUGUUUUGGAAGAACCUGUUCUUCAAGGGCUCCUUGAGCUCCCGCAGGCUCUCCUCCUGCUCCACCAACCUCUUCCUCCUCUCCUGAUGCUGGAGAGAUGGAUGGACAGAGAGAGAGAGAGAGUAGGUCAACACCACACAGUAUGACAAUAAUCAGACCCUUAACUCUAUCAAAUGGAAAAUUGUUUCAGAGUGGCUCUCUAACAAUGCAGCUGUACAAUACGGUGACAUGACUCUACCUCGGUCAUGAGAGAAGAGUCGUCCAGUUUGGUGAAGAACAUGGCUGAGCUGGGCCUGGGGACACUCCAUCUAGUGGAGCUCUCUCCCUCACCCCCUCCCUGCCUCACCUGGUCAUCUCCCUGGUCAAGAACUGGGGCCCUCAGCCUGUUGACCAUGGGCCAGCUGGAGAUGUGGGAGGCUUGGUCUCCACCCUGGGCCUCACAGUGAUGGCGGCAGGGACUAGCCUGUUUCAGUUGCCGGUGUACUUUGACCUGGCAGACCAGUGGCUCAACAGUGGAGGUGACUUCAACCUCUCCACACUGCUGCUGCUCCUCAGGUGAGAGGAACUGCGGGAUGGCCUGGUGGAGGCUGGAGGUCCCAGUGCUGCUUCUGGUGUCAACAGUAGUGUGUGAAGAGGACAGAGAGACACCAUCUUGGGAGAAGGAGGAGGAUGGGGAGGAAGAGGAGCAGCUCUCUACCUUCUCAAACUCUGUGGCCUGCUCAGCCGAGCGGCAUUUCCCAAGGGAGAGACUUGCCCCCUUCACUUAGUAGUCAUUCCAACGCCUAGAGGGCGCUACACUCCUCCUAAGGCAGUACUUCUCUAUGAUGAUGAUCCAUCAAGAAUCGAAAUUCAGCUGAAGUCUUAGAUUUUAGGAUACAUAUUUGAAGAGUAAUGUUUCACAGCUAGUUUCCGAGUAGGAUGUCUUUUUUGGGGGGCUUGGUUGCCAACAUGCCAAGGUUCUAGAGAAUGUUGGGGAUGAGUUCUAGCCUAGAGCCUAGAGUUUAAAAGUAAUCAUGUCAUAAGAGACACUGAUGCACAUAGAAACCAAAGGUUCCAUUUGGUGCAUUCAGUAUUAUAUGGCUGCCAGUUCUAGAGUUAAGUAGAUCAGUAAAGUCAAAUGUUUCAACAGUUGUAUGUAUUUGCUCUAUGGCCACCAUGUGAUACAAUGGCAACAUUCUUCUGAAAUGUGUUACUGUUCAGCUCCACACUACCCUCUCUCCUUCCCCUCUCUGCAACCAUACUCACAUUGAUCUGGUCAUCUCCCUCUGUUAUAAUACUUUUCUAUUUGAUCAACUUUUCUAUUUGAUCAAUGUACUGUAGUUGAGGCCCCAUCCAGAAACAGUGUCUAGGUCCUAAUCCUCAGACACUUCUGUUGAUCUGAAAAUAGUCAGUUUCAGUCAUGUCAGGAAGUUAGUCGAAAUACAAAUAAUGAAUUGAAAAAUCGUCAUAGAAAACAAUGGGCUAUUUUCAGUUAAUGGAAGUCAAUUUCGCUUCUGGAAUUGAAAACUGAAUUGACCACAACCUGGCAUCAAACAUUACAUGAUAUUUAUCCAGUUGACGAUAAUGCAUGCUUUAGGGGAAUGUCGGGCUGUGUGUGUGUGUCUCCAGUCAGUAUUGAGCCCCGUGUUCAGUAGGUGGAAUAUGUUUUGAAGCAUUUUGAUAGUGGGAUGUACUACCUGAAUUUGUCCAAUAACAACACACAUUUUCAUUUUUUUGUGUUCAUUAGGCACUAAAUUAGAAAAAAACUGACAAACAGGGAGGGACUACCUGGACUUGUCCAAUAAGAAACACUCAUUUUAAUUUUCUGUUGCAAAACAUUUUGAAAAGUUUUACAAUGCUUGCCCGAAUGAACACGACCAUGGUCUAAGCUCUGUGGCCUGUCCUGUAUCCCUAGGCCUCAGAGAUGGCGUCGUUCGUGCAGGCUAAGAGGGACCUUGGCUGUAAGGCCUCCCAGGUGACUGUGCUGGAGGAGGGCAUCAACACUGACAACAAAUGGGCUAAGGAGUUUUGGGACCUACUGGGGGGCAAGACAGACUACAGAGGUACAUGCGUGCAUUUUCGCACGCACGCACACACAAACACACACAUACAGUGUGCUCAUGGAUUGUACACACACACACACACACACACCAGUAGAUGUGCACACACAGUCACACACACACAUAGUGUACACACAAAAUAAAUACAUGUGCAUACAUAAAUACACUAUUGUACACACACACACAUACACAGUGGACCAGGUCGUAAACAUAUCCAAGGUGCACACUCGAACACAGACCACACACAGAUGACUGUAUAUUAUUUGAUGACCAUAUCUAAUACACCCCAUCACACGCACACGCACACACACCACCUUCCAAAACCCAAAAUACCACCUCCACCUCUCAACACACACAUUUAUGUCCAUUUCCAUGUCCAUUUGUGUGCAGGUGCAGGGGAGCCGGAGGAGGAUGAGCUGUAUGAAAGUGGUGUGUUAGACUCUAAUGGGGUCUACGGGCUGCAGGAGGGAAAACUGGUGCCCCACAAAGAGGUCUGGGCUUCCAUCCCCAGUGUCACCCUGCUCAACUCUAAAGAGGUAUAUAGCUGUGUGUGUGCACAUGUGCGUGCGCGUGUGCAUGUGUGUGUCUGACUUUCCAGAUUCCCUCUCUCUCUAGGUGUUAGUGUUUGACUUUGGCAGUGAGGUGUACGUGUGGACGGGGAAGGACGUCCCCCUGGGUGACAGAAAGGUGGCUGUCCAAUUAGGGAAGCAGCUGUGGAGCGGUUCUUACGACUACAGCAGCUGCAGGGUCAACCCCCUGGAUGCCUGUUCAUCCAAUACUGAUGUCCCUGAGUGAGUCUCAAGCUCUUAGCCUGCCUUUUUUAUGCACACUGUCCAAUCACAUCGCUAAGUUUUUGAUGGCCACAGGACAAUUCAAAAGGUCUUGCAGGUUCAUGCCACAAAAACGUUUGGAGUUGCUUGAAGGACUAGUGUUUGAAGGACCAGUGCUCUCAUUUGAACUGAGUGCCACUAACACGAAUAUGCAGAGGCAAAGGACUGUCUACACUACAGUAUGGCAGCAUAUGUCUGGCAUCUGUUUAGCAGUGAUAAGUAUUUGCAAAUGUUGAAGUCAGUGUAGAUGGAUAGAAGAUGGGGAGAAGACAACACUUUAGAUUAGGGCUGGGAAUUGCCAGGGACAUAACGAUAUGAUAUUAUCACGAUACUUUGGUGCCGAUAUGAUAUGUAUUGCUAUUCACGAUUCUAUAUGUAUUGCGAUAUUCGAUUCGAUAUUGUGAUUUGAUGAUCCAAACAUAUUGCUCACUACAUGUCUGCUACAGAGAGACAUACUCUGAGUCAAAGUAUCAUUAUAAUAUCGUCCAAAAUAAUAUUGUGAUAUGUAAUUGUAUUGAUUUUUUUCCCCCAUCAAAACUUUAGAUGCACCGCUUGUAUCUGUCUGUGUGAAAGUGUUUUUGUUGGUGUCGUUUUCUCAAUGUUUGUGUGUAUCUGUAUGUGUUUUGUGUGUAGGCAGGGUGAGGGACGUCCCAGCUGGGCUCUGUUCGGCCGUCUGUCGGAGCACAACGAGACGGCUCUGUUCAGAGAGAAGUUCCUGGACUGGGCCGAGAGGAAAGAGGAGGCUGCCAUGGAGGAGGCCAAGGUUAGGAAAUGGGCUUAAGGUUUAGGGUGAGGCCAUGAUGGGCUUUAUCUCAAUUGCUUAAACAUCUGUCCUCAAUCAAUCAAUACUUUUUUUUAUAAAGCCCUCUUUACAUCAGCAGUUGUCACAAAGUGCUUAUACAGAAACCAGCCUCAAACCCCAGAGAGCAAGCAAUGGAUUGGAAAAGACAGGUGAAAGCAAUAUGGUGCAAGCUCAUCAUUAGGCUGUCUUUCACCUGGUCAGUUCUUUCAGAUCAGUGCAGAUGAGGAGACGGGGAGAAGAAUGUCUGUGUAGACAAAUGAAAAGCGUCCUGGUAUCGGGAUUCUAGUUUAUUUUUGUAACCUUAUGUUAAAGUAUUAAAAAUAAUAGAUAAAUAGGUUGCACCCUUUUCAGGCCCUUUGUCACAUUGGGUCAUCAUGUUAUGAGGUAUAAUCACGUACUUAGUCAUACAGUAUACGGUCCCAUUGCUUUUGUGGAAAGCUACGUCAUUUAAAAAACUGCUAACAAUACCUAUUUCCCCCACUCUCUCUCCCCCUCCAGAGCCCUGUCCACUCUACCCUCCGCUCGCCCCUUGAGGCGGCCAAGCCUGACGUCUUAAAACCGUGCGACGCCAAGGCCCUGCUGGACAGUGCGGGAGGCCCUAUACGUAGCCUCCUGGAGGGCGUGGACGUGCAGCGUGGCUACGGGCUGGUCCAAACAGAGGACGGACGCCAGGCAGAGCUCGCCACAGUGGAGGUGGACGCCUGGCAUAUCCGGGAGUUUGAAGAGGAGGAGCUGGUGGCGGCGAGCUUGGGCCAGCUGCACGAAGGAGACACCUACGUGAUCCGCUGGAAGUACUCGGUCACCACUGUGGGUGAGUAAUAGUGUCAUACGCACAUCAUAAAAAAUACUAAAGGUGCUGGACGAAGGGCCGCUGUGGGUGAGUCACGGUAUUAGAUGUAACAUUAUAUUGUAUCUCUAUGGGAGGAGAAGUAGUACAGGGGGUCGUUGAGAAGAGGGAGAUUUUUGCACACUGUAGUUGUUCAUAGUUCCAGAGGCAUGGAGGAAAAGACUGUUGUGAGAAACUCCAGCUCACUGAUAUUAUAUCUUGAAUAUUUCAUAAACAAUCAUCAUCAAAUGCUUUGAUCAAUGCUUUACCAGGAUUAAAUACGCAAUCUGUGACAGUUAGACGUUUUUGCCAUAUAUGUAUACCUGUUGCUUCUUGAAGAAUAAUAUCUCAUGAGCUUACUAUAGCUAACGUUAGCCCCAGAUGAGUUUUCCAAUGGAGCCCUCUGGAGAGGUAAAUUAACGGUUCCAGCGCUGUAGGAGCUGUAUCUACUACGCUUUGUUUCGGGACAAACUGGAUCACUCAAAGUUCCAAUGCGGCAAUUGUUUGCUUGCCGUGCAUUAUAGGCUUGAGGUGGCUUCCUUAAUCACACAGGUAGCCAGCCUACGUAAGAAACUGUGGAAAACGCAGAGUGGAAUGUUUACCUUUUCUACACCGGUGGCUGAAUGGCGUUCGCGCAUGUUGGAUGCAUCGCCGUCUUGUCGUUUGUCAUUAUCCGACUGGCCGGUGUUGCCCGGGGUUCCUUCACCAGGGGAGCCAUCUCCUGCCUCUCCUCCCCAUCUGAUAGCGGAGUCGAAGGAGCACAGCAAGAGGAGCAUGGCAAUCAUCGAUGGUCACGUCACGAGCCGUGGAAGACGAAGACAGCGGCCUGCCGCAAAGCAGCCUAUACUCCCAACGAGAGGCCCGGAGCGGAUACAAACAACAAAUAGUUUCGCCGCCCUGGAGCCUGAUCUUCCUGCACCUUAGUCGCUGGAGGUACCUGUGUCUGCGGCCACUGUGCCUACUCCUUCCCCUACGAUUUCGAAGUCGACGUCGGCAACCUUCCGUCCCUGCUCUGGAUCGAGCGGGGCUUCUCCAUCUGUCGGAGGCCUGCACCAUCCUGUGAAGCGUGGAAGUGGGCGGAUUUCCUCGUCCUUCUCGCCAGCCGUGAUUUUGGGCAGCUCCAUGGUAAGAAAUGUGACUGUUCCUCGUGCAAAAACAAUGUCCUGUCCCGGAGCUCGAGUAAAUGACAUUACUAAACUGCAACCAAAUAUACUACGCCAGGACAUGGACAUCGAUUCUAUCGUAGUCCAUGUGGGUUUUAAUGACAUUGUGAUGGGCAGCUCUGAACAGUUGAAACUGGAUUUUCAAAGAGCUGAUUGACUCUCUGCUAGACACUAAUAAAAUAUCCAUCAUAUCUGGCUCUGUGCCCUCUCUGAAUCGUGGCAUUGAACGCUUUAGCAGGAUUCUUUCUCUUACAUGUUUUACAUUUUUAGUCAUUUAGCAGACGCUCUUAUCCAGAGCGACUUACAGUUAGUGAGUGCAUACAUAAAAAAAUAAAAAUAAAUUCAUACUGGCCCCCCGUGGGAAUCGAACCCACAACCCUGGCGUUGUAAACGCCAUGCUCUACCAACUGAACUACACGGGGCUUCACAGCUGGCUACUUGAUUAUUGCAGCUCAAUGGGUGUAACUUUUGUUGACAAUUUUGAUACCUUUUGAAAACAAAAUACAUUUUAUAAGGAAGUUGGGAUCCACCAAAAUAAUUUCACCUCAUUAAAGGCUGCAUUGAGAUAAUGUGUCGCUGAGUCAUCAUAAUGCUUUAGCAAAUGUACAUUAUACCAGGGGCAUUGGUAGACACAAUGUAAGUAACCUAACUUAUGUCCCUCUAACUGCCCUGAAUGCCUCUCCUGAUCCUACAGCUAUUGUAUGCAGCAAUCAUGUGUCUAUGAACCAGAUUUAUGCUGUUAGCACUGAGGCAGUGUGCCCUAGUAGGAAGUCCACUGAAUGCAGCUCACCCUGCACUAACAUAAAUAACAUGAGAAUAUCUACUUCUGCUAAGCUUCCCAGUAAAGCAAUGAAAACAAUCAAGCCUCCCAGAAAAGUGCUCAAAAUAGCCCAUGUUAACAUAUGUAGUUUAAGAAACAAGGUUCAUGAAAUUAAUAACUUGUUAGUAGCAGAUUACAUCCAUAUUCUGACUAUCACAGAAACUCACUUGGAAAAAACAUUUGAUGAUACAGUGGUAGCAAUACAAGGUUAUAACACUUACAGAAAAGACAGAAAUGCCUGUGAUGGAGGUGUUGCUGUUUAUAUUCAGAACCCCAUUCCUGUAAAGAUUAGAGAGGAUCUCAUGUUAAAUACUGUUGAAGUAAUAUGGCUACAGGUUCAUCUGCUUCACCUAAAGCCCAUUCUUGUGGGAAGCUGCUAUAGACCACCAAGUGCCAACAGUCAGUAUCUGGAUAACAUGUGUGAAAUGCUUGAUAUUGUAUGUGAUAUCAACAGAGAGGUAUGUUUUCUGGGUGAUUUAAAUAUUGACUGGCUUUCAUCAAGCUGCCCACUCAAGAAAAAGCUUCAAACUAUAACCAGUGCCUGCAACCUGGUUCAGAUUAUCAGUCAACCUACCAGGGUAGUUACAAAUAGCACAGGAAUGAAAUCAUCAACAUGUAUUGAUCACAUCUUUACUAAUGCUGCAGAAAUGUGCUUGAAAGCAGUAUCCAGAUCCAUCGGAUGUAGUGAUCACAAUAUAGUAGCCCACAUCUAGGAAAACCAACGUUCCAAAGGCUGGGCUUAAUAUAGUGUAUGAGGUCAUACAAUAAGUUGUGUAGUGAUUCCUAUGUUGUUGACGUAAAGAAUGUUUGUUGGUCCGUGGUGUGUAAUGACGAGCAAACAGACGUUGCUCUUGACACAUUUAUGAAAUUGCUUAUCCCAGUUACUAAUAAGCAUGCACCCAUUAAGAAAAUGACUGUAAAAACUGUUAAAUCCCCAUGGAUUGAUGAGGAAUUGAAAAAUUGAAUGGUUGAGGGAUGAGGCAAAAGGAAUGGCAAAUAAGUCUGGCUGAUCAACCGAUUGGCAAACAUACUGCAAAUUGAGAAAUCAAGUGACUAAACUGAAUAAAAAUAAAAUAAACUACACUAUGAAACAAAGAUAAAUGCCAUAAAGAAUGAUAGUAAAAAGCUUUGGAGCACCUUCAAUGAAAUGUUUGGAAAAAAGGCAAACUCAGCUCCAUCAUUAAUUGAAUCAGAUGUCUCAUUCAUUACAAAACCGACUGAUAUUGCCAACAACUUUAAUGAUUUUUUCAUUGGCAAGAUUAGCAAACUUAGGCAUGACAUGCCAGCAACAAACGCUGACACUACACAUCCAAGUAUAUCUGACCAAAUUAUGAAAAACAAUCAUUGUCUUUUUGAAAUCUGUAAAGUGAGUGUGGAAGAGGCGCAAAAAUGAUUGUUGUCUAUCAACAAUGACAAGCCACCGGGGUCUGACAACUUGGAUGGAAAAUUACUGAGGAUAAUAGUGGACGAUAUUGCCACUCCUAUUUGCCAUAUCUUCAAUUUAAGCCUUCUAGAAAGUGUGUGCCCUCAGAGGAAAGCAAAAGUCAUUCUGCUACCUAAGAAUAGUUUUAAUUCACAUUUUAAUUUGUAUGUUUGUUUGUUUCAUUAUUUGUCUUCCAGUGGGUAAGAGGCAGAAGCCGGGGGAGCUGAGUAGUGGGGGUCCGGGUCGGGAGCGAAGCGCCUGUUUCUUCUGGCAGGGCCGUCACUCCAGCGUCAGCGGCAAGGGCACCUCCGCACUGAUGACCGUAGAGCUGGGGAACCACAGGGGGGCGCAGGUGAGUCCACAGCACUCAAAGGGAUCACUUGUGCAGGGAUGCCUAACACUUCCCCGGGACAGUUACCCUCCUAAUCUAGCACACCUGAUUCUAUGAAUUAGCUGUUCAACAGGACCUUGAUUGGUUGAAUCAGUUGUGUUACAAUGGGGUCUGUCUUUCUUGCUGGUGGUUAGGUGUUGGUGACACAGGGCAAGGAGCCUCCAUGUUUCCUGCAGCUCUUCCAGGGAGGCCUG
Molecule: messenger RNA, 57805 nt
Organism: Coregonus sp. 'balchen'
Lineage: Eukaryota; Metazoa; Chordata; Actinopteri; Salmoniformes; Salmonidae
Source: the annotation of a GenBank genome assembly